CACACACACACACACUGGUCAUAUCUACAGGGAGAUCUCGUAAGUUUUCUCUCGUGUUAUCAUAUAUUGCAUCAUGGGGUUUUAACAUGUUAUGAACCAAACAAAUUAAAUCAGAAUUAACUAAUUGAUAGAUGUAGACUCAGAUUUACUAACAGAACGAAAUCAAAGCAGAUUGCAUCUGUUUAAAAGGAUGAUGUGAUAUCAACGCUUUUCAGCUAAAAGUAGGGCCCGACCGAUACAGAUUUUUUGGGCCAGUACCGAUUAUUAGGGGGGGAAAUAUCCGAUUACCAAUUAAUUGGCCGAUUAUUUAAAUUUGUUAUAAAUUGUAAAAUAUAUAUAUGUACUGUAGAUAUUUACCGUAUAAAGUAUACUGUAGAUAUACUGUAGGCUACUGCUCUUCACGCCAACAGGAAGACCGACUGAUCAACACCCCCCCAUAUGAAGUCGCUGCGCCAUCUACUGGGUAAGUCGGGAACUUUUUAAAUGGCGGAACAUUUUCGAAGUGAAACCGAAUCUUAUUCCCAGCAUUUUAUUUCUGAAAAUAUCGGCGAAGAUUGGCGAGUUUUGGCCGAUUGCCGAUUAGUUUAAAACAGGCUAAAAUUGGCUGAUUUAAUCGACCCGCCGAUAAAUCGUUCGGUCCCUAGCCAAAAGGUCUUGGAUCAAAAUGCGCUACAUGCAUGUUUAUAUUCCAAGUGCACUAGCAGUCUGGAAACACAUAAAAACAUAGAGGAAUGCACUGUAACUGAGACUAUGCUGACCUGAAUAUUAGUCACUGUCUGGGUGCGGGAGUGAGGUGUUUUUGACGCACUUCUAGUACAAUCCAUUGUCCAAUCCAAAGUUGUUGUUGAGUUAUAUUUUGGCCAUUUAUUGAUUAAACGAAAAACAAAGAAAAAGACAGCUAUGUCCAACUUACUACAAUGGUGAUGUUCAGGAUGAGGGUGAGAGUGGUAUCAGAGAUAAGCAGUAAAAACCGUGUCCUCUUUUACCUUCAGGCCGUCGUUUUAGGGCCCCUGUGAGGGGGACUAAAAGAUUUCAGGUCUCUUUUAUCCCCAGUGCAAUUUAUUUAUUGAAUAGCAGUUGACCCUCAGGCUGCUCAUGUUGUCUUGCACUAUUAUUGCUCAUUUGCACACAUUGCACUUUGAAUUACUUGGCAGUAGUUUUUCUCCACUUUUGGUACGAGCUCUGGACUAAAUUUUAGGUGGUUUUGUGUUUGUGUUUCUGAUGUUGUGUUGUUAUGUUUUUAAUCGUUCUAUGUUUUUUAAAUUUAUGUUGUCAUUGCAAACUUGUCUUUUGUCUUACGGAACAAUAAAGAGAUUCUGAUUCUGAUUCUGAUUCACUGCUUCACGUGUCCCUUGUGGUGAUUGUGCGAGUAACAAAACAAAACCGAAAACAUAAUAUAGAUAAAAUGACUUAUACAUGCACAUUACCAAACAUGGAAGCGACUCUACAUUGUACAUAUAGAGGUCUUUUUGUAAAGAAGUGUUGAGCUUUUGCUGUGACUGCAACAACAAGUGAAACCGAGUUGAUGAUCUGUCUCUUUGGUUGUUUUCUAGGCCGGGGGGUUACUGUAUUGGAUUACAGUAAACUAACAGGCUUAAAGGUGUUAUAUGCAAACAUAAUUCCAUCACAGACAACUUGUAGAGUUAUGUAACUUCCAGUCCAGGUUAAAAAAAAAGACCAUAAACCCUGAAUAAAAACCUAAAUGAAACAUAAAGAAGAGUAAAAGCAUGUUUUACAAUCUAUCUAUCUUAUCUAUCUAUCUAUCUAUCUAUCUAUCUAUCUAUCUAUGUUUUGGUUAUUUGACAUUAUGGGACUUGUUCAUUUAUAAACCUCCUCUCUGCUUGAGGGGGUUGGGUGGGGUGGAGUGGGGGGGUAAAGUGAGGACAGGGUUAAAUCUCUCUGGAACGUGCGCAGAAGACCGCACUGUGGUGCUGGAGGUCUCGCCGGUACAAGUGUCUUUACAUGGGUUUGACUCGAGCCAAGCAGCGCGCGCUCUCUGGUAGGGUUCCACCUUUGUUGUUAAACAAGAAUAAAACGGUUUUUUUUCCCCCUCCGUCUCUUGCACCCGGACGAAGUGCUGUUGACUUGGCACCUGCGCUCUGGAUGAUAAUGGAAUUAUUUUCCCUCGAAGCCAUCAGAUGUUUCCAGUGGUGGAUUUUCCCUGUUUUGGAAUGUAUUUGAUGCGCAUUUACCCCUUUUCCCGACAAACUCUCCUCUUGCUUUGCUUCCACUCUCUGCUUACUGGAGUAUGAGGAUUUCUCACUGUUUCAUUCCAAGACCUAUUUAGCAAUCAGUGAGCUUGAAUGAUGAAAAUCUUUUGAGAUGAAAAACAGCACUUUUCAGGAUAUUUAUAUUGCUUGCGCGCGGCUCGUGCCUACUCUCGCGCAUCAGCCUGUUGUCUGUGUCCGCGGAGGAACGCACAACUUUGCCUCGAGCUGGAGCUGGAGCUGGAGCGGGGGCUGCAGCCGGUCUGAGUGGCGCACCGUUAGGGCCACUCGGAGAGGGGCAUCAGCGGGGCGGCCCCGGCGUUCGGCUGUUUCGUGGUUGGACGGGGCAUCCGGUGCAGCUGUGGAGCACGGGAGGUGAAGACGGUGGUGAUGAUGAUGAUGAAUGGCCCGGCAGCUCGAGCUGGCACUUGGAUCUCGCCACCGGUUUGUUUAUUUUUGUGCGCUCUUCUCGUACUCCCGCCGUGCGCUUACUCGCACCCGCAGCCGUGCCAGGUGUUGAAACGGAUCGGCCACACGGUUCGAGUCGGGGCUCUGCACGUUCAGCCUCGCUUGCUCUCUGCGUCUGCUGGAAGCGGCUCUGAGGAUUGGGAUACAGAUCGAGGUUUGAUAGUGAGUGGGGAGCGUCGGGCUGAGUUGGAAAAGCAGGUGAAAACAAGUGUCAGUGCACCUGGAUAUGGAAGUCUCAGGACUAGGGGCACCGUUAACAGUCAGCGGGGGGCCAACAGGAGUAAAAACCAGGCACGGCAACGGGAGGAGAACACAUCACGGGAGAACCGCGUGUUCGCACCCCGAGACUCGGUCCUGCUCGCAGUAGAAGCUCUCAACCGGGUCGGAUUGCUGCCAUACAAUUUGUCUCUGGAGCUCGUCAUGGCUGUUGGGUCUGGGCUCGGUGAGCUGCCCGCAUUCUCCUCCUCCUCCUCAACAGGCAGCCCAGAGGACGAAGACCCCCUGUCCUUUGUGGAGAGCGUGUGUCACACCGUCGUGGUGCAGGGGGUUUCCGCCAUGAUUGCCUUUCCACGGAACCGGGACGAGUUAGUCAAGUUGGAGUUUGUCUCGCUUGCGCUUCAGGUGCCAGUCGUCAGCGUUGUGCAGAAGGACUUUACGCGCCACAGUGAGGUAAAAUGAAGAGAAAAAAAGGUUACUCAUCAUUCCUCCCUGCACUGCUGUUACUGCUGUGUACUGGUGAUGAGUGGACAUUGCCAUAAAGCUGCAGUGGAGCAUGUAGGUCUAGAUCUACCAGAUGUUGUAGGGAAAUUAGAAAUGAGGCCACUUAUGCUUGAAAUAAUUUCUCCAACAGCCUGUAGUGCAGAAACCACAAAGCAGUUUCAUUUUCAAAACAAGUAGAGCCUUCAUCCCAGUUUUACAAAAUGCUGCUCCUAAUGAGAUGUGGAUCUGUAAGGCCUUUUUCUUUAGUGUUUCAGAGGACUUCCAAAUUGUCACUUUCUUCUAACAUUCAGACAAAAAAACACACAAAAAAAAAACGCUUUUUGUUGUUGUCUCGGUGCUCCAGGCGAGCAUCAAAUGAGCAAAUCAGAGAAAGGCUGUGUCUAUGGUGCUGAAGUGCAGGCACAGGGUGUCUUUGUGCAGAAAAAAGGUGGUGGUAGUGGUGGGGUUGGGGGUUAAAAGGAGUGUGUGCUCUUUUGUUCUAUAGACGAGGUGAAGAGUGCAGCUUUGAUUCAAAAGUCUGUGGCCCUAAAAUAACAUGACCUGUGUGUUUGUAUGAAUAUUGCUUUGUUAAUUUAGCAUCUCACUGUGUGUACAGAAGGUUAUUAAUAAGCAUAUGAAAUAAGAAGAGUGAAGGGUUGGGAGGAACAUGCACACACAUGCACACAACUGCAGCUGUCUAAGCCAAACCAAACCAAACCAAAAGAUGCGCUGAUACACACUAUUGAUUCUUCAACAUUUUUGGCCUCCCAGUACAUCUUUAGGGGAACUUUUUUUACACUUUGGCAAGUGUAGUAGAAAUGGAUAAUAAAUGUAGCAUUUGGCCCACUUCAGGGGUGAAGACAUAUUGCAUUAUUCACAGGGACUUAUUCAUGCAGAGAUAUUCAAAUGUGUUUCUUGGGUUUCAUGGGUCCUAACCUGUUCCUUAUUAGCUAUAUAAUUUUUUGAUCACUUUCUAGUUUGCUAAUCGCUGUGAUUCCAAGUUCUGACCUCCCGAAAAACAGAAACAAAAGGUGAAAAGAGAAGAAUUUGGUUGACACUAGGGAUGGGCGAUACAGGUUAAAAAAUGUAUCACGAUAAGUUUUGCCAUUUUAGCAAUAACGAUAAGAGUCCUGAUAACAAAUAUUAAAAUUCCUAUCAAUGUUUUUGACUCAUUCUGUCUUGGGGACACCAAUUGGCAUAGUCAAAUUAGAUACUUUACCACUAAGUUUAAGUGGUAGGUUACAGAGGAAAAGUAGUGAAAAGUUCAUUGAAAACUCUUAUUGCACAGAGUGAACAUGGUGAGCAGAUCCACUGUCCGAUGUCAGGCAUACCUGAUUGCACUCAUCUAAGCCCCACUCUUGAGGGAAAUCCCUCAUGUAGAGCCUCGUUCAGUGACGAGCUGCUCAGAAACAUCUUCUUCAUCACCUUCAGCCAUGUUUGUUUGUUUGUUUGUUACUCUGAUCUGUGUGGGCUAAGGCUGCGAGUCCGUCGCUCGCGCUUACGUCAUCAACUUGCAUUUAUCGUAAGUUGGCAGAAAUUUAUCGUGGAGGAAUUUUCUGACAAUACAUCGUGAACGAUAAUUUCGCCCAUCCCUAGCUGACACUUCAGAUAGUGAAGAAUCAGCCUUAGUUUUGAAAAGAAGCAGAAGCAGUCAAGCUCUGGACAUAAGAGAUGUUUGUAUCUGCAGCAAGUGCCAACAGCCCAACCUUUGAACUGCAACUCAUUUUAGCUCACCGCAUCAACAUAUUUCGCUCCUACAGUAACUGUUCCAAAAUGAUAUAACAUUUCCUUCUUAAUCUUCUACGUGCUUAUAGUUAUUAGGAUCUGUAAAGAUUUCCUUCCUGUUUGAUGGAAAUCAACCUUGACAGCUGGCAGACGACCUGAUGUUUAUUCAAUCAGCUUAGAGCUGGAAAACUGCUUUUGUGACAAAAACACCGACUGAAGAUAAUCUGUAGAGUUUGCAGCUGGAAAGGAAGGCAGAGAGAACAAGUGAAAAAUGUAAACACUCAAAAUUAAUCACUGACAUGGUCUUCUGUCAAUACCCUGUCUCUGGAAAGACACCUGCUGGGAGUAUUUGUGAAUGUUAAGUACUUGUGGGUGAGAAGGAGAAGCAGGAGAGCGAGAGAGAGAAAGAGAGAGAGAGAUUGAAAGAGAGAAAGAAAGAGAAGGAAAGGAAUAAAUGAUCAGAGUGUAUAGGUAGAAAUCUCUCAAACAAGCACGGACUAGAACACACAGAGACACGCAAAAUGACUUAGGUUAGCUAUGCACUGUAAAGCCCUUUAAUUAGGUGGCACAAACAGGGCAAGUACUGCAUACCAAUGUGUGUGUGUGUGUGUGUGUGUGUGUGUUUGUGUGCUUUGACUUGCACAUAUACAAGCAUCCCGUUAGGGGCAAAGAGCAUCGCCUCUCUUUUUUUUCCAACACACUCAAGGGAGACACACACAUCCGAACCAUUAGUUAGACUGAAGGGCUCUGGGACUCUUGCCACCCACUGAGCUCUAGUAAUGUGUGUUUGUGUGUAUGUGUGUGUGCAUGUGUGUCCAAGGUAAUAUCUAAUUUCCUGCCUUGUGAACAAGCUCUUGGCCGUUAGAAGUAAGCAGGUGUGGAAAGUGUGGCAGUAACAGGUGUAGGUAAAGAAGACAAUCCGACAAAGAUUGGUUGAAAAGAAGAUGAAUAGAUAGACGGGUACAUAAAAGGAGGAUGGCGCAGAGAAAAAUCAGUGGGGAAAAGACAGACAUUCAAACAACAUUUUCAGUCCACAUUUGUGACUUUUUGAAAAUGGCUUAACUCCCCUCUGACUCAAACUAGUUUUGCCAGCAAAUCCCGUCAGAAGAGGCCGGAGGCAAUUUCUCUAUGGCACAUAUUUUCAAGCUGUCAAAACUUUUUUAAUGUCUUUACAGCAUCUGAUUAGUUUUGAUAUGACCUUUUUUGACCUUUGCCUUGUUUCAUCCUUGUAAGUCUGCAUUUGAGCUUGAACAUACACGAUAAUGAAUCAGGGAGUGACCUUUGACAGCAAAAUAUGUACACAAAUUCUUAUCGAAGUGUCAAAAAAUACAGCUGCGAAAGAAAAUUCAGUAGAAAGACCAAAGUAAAGGGUCCAGGAUGGUUGAAUAGAUGGGAUUUUAGAGCAGAUAUUUUAGACUAGAAACUGAUACAUCCAUCCCAAAGAGAAGAACAUCUCCGGGAAACACCUACCUUGCCAUGAAACGACUUAUUUUAGAGUAUACUAGGGCUGCGCGAUAUGGCCUUAAAUCAAUAUCAGAAGAUACAUUGAGCGGUUUACCUCAAUAACAAUAAAUGGACGAUAACUACUCCACUUCGUCUACUUCAGCCGCCGCUACAGCUGCUACAACUUUUGAACCGUCCUCCAUCUCCACACCUGUCUUUCCCUCUUUGUUACGGACUGGAUGGGGUGGAGUCAUGUCUGACGUAGGACAGUGUCUUAAAGGGAAAUGAGACCAUCGCCUAUAUCUACAAAUAUCCAAAAUGAACUCUAUGUAUUUUUUUGACACCGAAUAUACCGAUAUGGGCAAAAUGACAUCUGUUAUUGUCGCAAGUUUCGGUAUCAGUAAAUUUUCGGUUUAUCGCCCAGCCCUUAGUAUAACUCUAACUAAUGUUGGCCCACAACAAUAGAUCUUGCAAGACAUUUAAAUACUAAGAUAUUGAGAUCCUCACACAAAUUAAUGUUGCUAGUUAAUCCAGUUUUGGGAAUAUGUGAAGAGCUCUACCAUAUGUCGAAGAAUUUUGUAAACAGAAACUGAAGUUGAUUCAAUAUCGCUGUGAUAUCUAAGCUGAUGUACAAAUUUGUUGGAAUAAAUAUGUAUCUAUACUUAUCAGGGAUAGAUUUAUACAAGUGUCAGACUGUUUUUUUAAUGACUGACCAAUAAAUCCCCUUGAAAGCCCUACAUUCAUAAAUGAUGGUGUAAAAAUGUCGUCUUGGACGAUGGUUCAGAAAGUGCCUUCCAGUGGCUGGAGCAACAUGACACAUGAAGUGCCAUCCAGUGUGUCCUUUUUCGGGCAAAAAUUGACAAGGAGCCUUCCUGAGUGCCCUUGCAGUGGUAAACAAGUGAGUGCACUCCCUUGAGGUUACCCUCUGAAGUCCAGAAAAGGGAGUGCCUCUGGAAAGUAGAAAAUGUUAAAGUGGGCCCUUUAGGAUGACCCUGGUAGUAAAGGUGUUUGCUAUAAGUUGAUGCCUCAUGAGAUGGCCCCUUGGACUACCUGAGCCCCCCACUAGCUGGGCUGUUUGCAUGGGUUUAACUCACAAUUGCAUCAGUGUAACUAAGGCUUUACACACUAUGUAGCUCGGAACAUGUUUUAGCAGGACAACAACAACAACCCAUUAGCUCAACAACCAGUCUGCAAAUAUGAAUACAUUUGCUUUGGCAUGAGCAGUAACAGGAUCUAACACUGAGGUCAGUGAGACGAUUGAGCAUAAUCUGUCAGUGUCAACAACCACACUCAACCAUUUUAUUUGUAGGAACAUCAUUUAUUAUCGAAAUCAAUGAGUGUCGCAACUCUAAUUUUGGUCACUUGUCAUAGGAUUGACACAAAACAUGCAACUGAUACCGCUUUUGGCAACACAGCAAUUAAAGCCACGUUAAAGCUGCAGAAUUCCUUACACAUGAGCGUACACACACACAAAUACUCAAAGUAAACGCCGGCAUAAAUGAACCAAUGUUCAUAAGGAUAACAGUUUAAUCACUCUAUGCCUUUAGCAUACACCCAGGAGUAAAAGUGAAUGCCCAACCUUUGCAUACAAAAGAGGAAACUUGUGUAAUCAUGUCCAUUUAUAAAUAAAGGAAGCAAUGACAUUAGGAGGUCGAUCAGAGAGAUGGUUUACAUCUACUGAAGUGUAAUUUGGACACCUGGGCCGUGGAGGUUUCUUGCAGCUGUUUACUGUAUAUUACAGUUUAAAAUACGUUUCCUAGUUAUUUAUGUGAGGAACAAAGAAGGGUUGCCGAUUUAUGGUGAUCACAGUGCAGAAAUGCAGCAGCUGAGAAUAAAUCCUCAAAUCCUCCUUAGGGAUGAGAGGAGGUGAGGGUCUGAUGCCCAGUGGAGUGCAUUACCAUUUUUUUCUCCUGACACAGGACUUCUUAAUCCGAAAUACAAAAUAUGUUGUGUUGCUUUUGUUGAUGUUUUUGUUGCAGCAACAAUCUAUCUGACUAUAUAAAAUAAGCUAAUGAAUAAUCAUUGUUUUUUUAGUGUGCCUAUUUGGUAACCCGAUAAAUGGGAUAAGUGGAGUUACAAAUCGAUGAAUAGAAUGGACUUUUAGUGCAAAUCUUGUAUGAUGUUUCAAAGAUGUAAAGUUAAUUAGUAGAGAUGCUGAGGGCAUUUUAUCUUUGUGUUUUGUUCUGCAAGUAUAUGUGUGAGUGAAUUCAGAUAGGUGCAUGACUAAUUUUGAUUGUUUCGGAUGCCAUGCUGUUGUGGGUUUGGCACAGUGCCGAGGUACACUGAAGAUAGGCUGGCAAUAAUGCUUGAUCAAAGUGAGGACACUUCAACCCUGUUGAACUUAAGUUAAUCAUGUUGACUAAAACAUUUUUACACUGAUCUCAUGUUUUACUAUCACCUAUUGUUGAAAAAUACUGGCAUUGUAUGGUAGAUGUAAGACUGUGCUGUUUGUAACUCUCUGGUGCUAAUCUGCUACUCUUGGGCUAAUACUGAUGCUAAUGCUAAGGCUGCUAGCCUUACUGUCCAUAUCAUUAUCCAAACAGCAGAACUGGAGGAUAUGGACCUUUGAAUGGCACGUUUACCUUUAAAGCUGUCAGAUGGCUCCCUCCAUAAGAUCAAUAUUAUUUACGUUUACUGUUGCCGUGUGGGACUCCAGCAGCUUUACACAUCAGUUUGUUUUUGUGACAUCUGAGGAGUUCACUGUCCUACAGACAAGAUCAGAUACUGUUUAAAUCCAAGCUCUGAAAGGCAAAGGUAAUCUGUGAUGAUUUAUGUAUUAGUUAAGGUGAACUGUGCGCGUUUCCCUCAUUAGUGGACAAUGCUAAAACAGAGGCUGAAAACAGAGCCAAAAUAACCAUGAAUUCAAUACUUACAACUCAUACAUGAUGAGGGUAAGAUUAGCUGAAACCAAAAUAAUACAGAACAUAUCAGACGUCUCAUUGCUGGGCCUAAGAACAUAUGCAGGUUAUUAAUAGUCAAAUUAGUCUUGGAGGCAGUAAGACAGGUGAUUGAUUGUAUCUUUUGUGUGGUACAGGACCAUACACAACACAAUGUAUAUAAAAGUUAUAAAUGGUGGAAAACAAGGAACUUUUAAGUUAGCAUAGGGUUUGAGAGAGGAUAACGAUAUUCUCAUCUUCAAAUGUGCUGGUCUUUUUGGAUUCCUUUGACAGAUGCUAAAGUCCUAUUAUGGUACAGAGGGCUGUCAUCACAAAACACACUAUUCUUUCUCAUGAGCCACCAAAGUGAAGGGCACUAGGUGGUCUGAAGUGAAACCAAACCUGGUCUGCUGCCUGCUGGUCAUGGAGGGAAGGCUGCAAAGGCUUAAUGCAGUUCCCUAAUGCCUCCUAUAAAGCUCUGACAAGAGCUUGAAGGAUUUUCCCCAAUGAUAUGAGCAUUAAAAAGAAAUCACCAUUCAUAUUGGCUAACAGGUCCAUGUUCAUUGCCUAAGUGGAAAGACAUUUGCGCAGACUGCCCCCCCUCUUUUCUGAAAGGGACUGGGCUCUAUCUGGUUGAAUGGACAGCAGGUCUGAGUGGGCAAAAGCUUGAGGGGAAAUUUUUUAGCUGAUUUUGGAGUGUUCAGUUGUUCUUCUAGCCUCCUACCUAAGGCAGUGAUGUUGCUGCCUUCCCUCCUGACUGUUGGUGUAGCAUUAUUGUAAGUUCAUUCUUUGUCCAUAUUCACUAUGAAUCUAUUGGUACAUAAAGCAAUUGCAGUUGCAAUUUUUGACCAUGAUCUCUUGGCAGCACCAGCUGUGCCAGCAGUAGGCGUGAAUGUUUCCCAGGGUAUCAUGCCAUCCAUGUUUGCGCAUCAUCUCAUCUUUUUAUUCUUUUCUUAGAGACAUUGGGAGAUGAAGAAGGAUCUCUGUCCUCCUGGUGGUUGGGCUGUGAUUGGUCCACUGCACCCUCUGACUAUUGUGGAGGGGUUUUGAAAGUGGAGAUGGGAAGACUAAUCCUGAAGUUGUUGAUGGGUGUGCUGUCUACUGCAUUUGGAGCACAUGUGGCUCAGCCGUAGAACUGCUCAUCUCUCAAACAAGACAUUGGCUGCUUGAUCCCAUCUUGCCCAAGUGUCAAGAUAAUGCAUCAGCUUUUAUAGAGCUUUAUCAAAAACCCUCAAAGCACUUUACAUUGGAUACAUCAUUCAUUUGCUCACCCAGUCACACCCUGGUGGUGGUAAACUACCUUAGUAGGUACAGCAGUUUGCGCCUACAGCCUCUCCAUCCACCACCACACAAUUCUCACAAGGUCAUACACCAGUGGAGGACACACACUGGGAGCAAGGUGGGUUAAGUGUCUUGUCCAAGGACACAACUGACAGUCUAGGGAUGGGGGGAAAUCGAACAAACAACCAACCAGUUAUUGGACGACCACUCUACCUACUGAGCAACUGCCUCCUCUUUGGCUGAUAUACUAAAGCCACAUUUUUUCAGUGCUUUGUCAAUGGGUAUGAAUAGGAUAAGCUAAUAAUACCCUGAUAUAGCAUUCUCUGCCAUCAGUGAAUGAAUGUGUUGUGAAUGGGUGAUCAGAAAGACUGGGAAAGCGUUAUACAUUUCCAGAUCUUCCAGUAGAGUGUCUUUGAGCUCUUCAGCUAGUACUGGAUUGACACCUUUAACUGAUGUGCCCUUUGGCAGUGAUGUGGUUAAUCGGAAAAGCUCAGUCACUUCAGCUCAAUGGUAGGUAGAGGUUGACAUGUCAUAUCACCAUCGUGUCAAGUGUGUCAUAAUAGCCUGUGAAGUUACAACAAAGGAGCCACAGAUUAUGUCUGUCAUGUCCUGCACAUCUUUUUCUAGUUAGCUUCUCUCUUCUCUUCUGGUCCAAGUGUACAACCUCAGUAGCAGUAGCCAGCUAAUCAACAGGAAGAGGGUAACCGAUCUUGUAACACAAUAAUCGUAGAGGUAGGAUGUGAGAGGUAGAUUUAGUUUGCAAAUCCCUUGACCCUAGAUGGCUAAUUUUAGGGAUUCUCCUUAUAAAAACGCAACAUCUCCAGUUGUAGAAAGUCAGUGCCAGAUGAAUCUGGAUUGCCGAAGAGCCACUAUGUCUUUAUCUUUGGGAAAGUUACAGCAAGGUUCAUUCUUAAAAUUCCAGACCCAGUCCCUGAUCUCAAUUCCAAUUUAAGCUCAUCUUUAUUGUAUCUUUAGAGAACCAGUUCAUGAGGACAGUCCUUUGGUCUCUCUCUUUCGUAAAUGGUUUCAAUUUCAGUGUGAAGAGUCCCCUCUCUUUGUCAUUUCUGGUCCAGGUGAAGAUCACACCUUCACUGUGCUCUGCCAACAAAUCUAUCCAGGUAUCAUCACUCAGCGAACACAUCUAGGAAUUUUAUCCUGAAAGUGUUAGAUAAAUCGCUUAGACCCGACCAAGGACUCUUUGCUAAAGAGUCUUUUAAAAAUGGGUCAGAGUUAGGUUUCUGAAGGUCCUCAGUAUUUCUUAGAGCACAAACAGGACACAAAUGCAAAUAUACAUUUCUUAUGAUGUGAAUAAUGAUAUUCAUGGGAGCAAGUAAGUGGAGGCUAAAAACCAUUAUAUCUGGCAGACCGUGUUUGGUCUCCAGGAACAAAUUGAAUUCACAGAUAGAAAGCAAUUCUACUGUUUGGAUUUAUAACCUUACUGACUUUCUUUUCUUCUUCUUUCCGCUCUACUACAUCUUUUUCUCCUUCUUGUUUUCCAAUUUUUCUAUUCCAUCCCAAUUUAAUCCACUCCCCUUUUCCCUUAAUGUUGCCAUCAUCUCCUUCUCCACUGCCUCUCCAUCAUCCCAUUUCUUUUCUUUCCAACUUCUGUUCAUCCAAUUUCUCCCAUUCCACUCUGUUGCAACCAACCCUCAAUCCAAAAAACGCCUUGUUGUUGUCCUUUCUGCCCUCUGUAUAAUACGACUGACCCUCACCAACCCCUUCUCCUCACCAUCUCUGCUUGUUUAUCACUCUUGUCACCUUCACAUUUUCAAACCCUGUAUUUCCUCCUGCUUGUUUGCUUAACCAUCCCUCAUCUCUUUUCCAUCUCUCCAAUUCCAUGUCCUAUGCUCUUCUAUCUUUAUUUUUUUAACAUACAAAUCUUCUUCUCUUGUUUCUCCUUUAAAUAUACCUUUCAAUCCUCCUGUCCCAAAUCUCUGUCUUUAUUUCUUUUCCCUCUUCUUUCAUAAAAAUGACACCUUUAUCCUCCUUUAUCACUAACACCUGCUUGCCCAUUCGUCACCCAUCACACAUGCUUUCUGUUUAUAAUCUUCUCACAGAAUCCACUCCAUUUCCAAAUGGCGAUGCGGACUGUAGAGGCUCCACCAUCUCGUCUCCUCUAUUCCCUGCUGAUGAUGAACGGCUGGUGGGACAUCAGUAUUCUUCUUUGUCAAGAAUGGGACAUUAGUGACUUUCUCCUCCUCAUCAAGAACAACACCCGCUUUCACUUGGGCAAUCGUGUCAAUCUGACAACUACCUCCUCCACCUCGACGUCUUCUUCAUCUUCAUUAUCUCACUCAGGAGUGGCUUCAGGUGUUGCAUCAGAAAUGGAGACAUCAUCGGCUUUGUCCUCUUUACCUUAUUUCUCCCCUGCUGCCUCGUCCUCCGCUUCUUCAGACACUUCCUCCGCUAAAUCAGACCAACAGCAGGCUCUCAUGCGGCAGCUGGAGGCCCUGAGAGAAUCCUCAUCCUCUUCAGGAGUGGUAACAUUUGGGUGUGAGAUUCGUGAAGUGCGCCGUCUGUGGACACUAGCCACUAGAAUGAUGCUCCCGGAGUUUCACUGGGUUUUGGGGGACAGCCAGAAUGUGGCUGAGCUGAGAACAGAGGGGUUGCCCCUGGGGUUAUUGGCACAUGGGGUUAUGGGGUCCCCCUCUCUGGAUCACUAUGUCCAUGACUCGGUGGAGCUGGUUGCACGGGCGGUGGGCAGUGCAGCUCAGGAGAAUCCUGCCCUGGCACUCAUACCUGGAACUACUAACUGUAUGGAUGUACAACAGAGAAACGGCAGUUCGGGGGAAUACUUGGCAAGGUAGGGUAACAUUUGGAUACUAAAAUGAUCUUUAUUUCCACAUAUUUUCGUGCAAUGAGUAAUGAUGAUGAUGAUGAUGAUGAUGAUGAUGAUGAUAAUAUACAAAUGGCUUUGUCUUUUGGAAAAUGACAUUGUGUGUUAGGAGAACAAAAACAGGACUGAAAAAUUUGCCUCAAAAUGAACCUCGAGACUAAGAUUUUGUAGAGUUUUCGACUUACACAUGACAAAUUAUAGUUCUUUAGAUGACAGCUUCGGAUUUUGCAUAACAUGCUUUUCCAUUUCAGAUAUGUUCGUGUAUUUUUCUGUGUUCCAGGCAGCACUACGAAUAUCCUGAUCUGAUCUCAAAAACUCACGAGUCAUUCAAAGUGUUUUAUCUUAUCUUAUCUAGAUAUCUUAAUGUCAAUCAUAUCAACCAUUUUAUGAGACAACUUUGUACAUAUAUUUAUGUAUGCACUGCACAGCUUCAUACUGGUCAUAAACAUAGAAAUACAUGGAAUAUCUGAUCUUGAUUUCUGCUCUCGAUAUCAGAGAACGCCAAACAUUUGUUCCCUCUUGGUGGACGCAUGUUGGAGUAAAUGCAGCAAAAGUGCAUGCUUGUAUGCCUCUGUUAAAAAAAUAAAAAUAAAAAACAGAUCAUAAUGCAUGCUCCCUCUGGUGCUUCUCCAGUAGAUAAAAUUCAAUGACUUGGCCUCUCAGGUGCCCUUCACUGCACUUGAUUUAUUGCCUUAUUAGUAAUUGAAUGUACAGGUUUAAUAAGUUUAUUCUCCAGGAAGUGUUAAAGGCAGUAAAAGUCAGUUAAAGGCCUUCAUUAAUUUCAUUUCAUGUGUGUGUUGUGAUUUUUUACAGUACAGGGUCAGUUUUUUUUUAAUAAUCUGAUAGAUAAACAGAUAAAAUUUUGUUACAAUGCGGGCUCCAUUCCAGGAACAUUUUGAUAUAUAUCAUUAAUUAAGGCUUUUCCUUUAGAUUAAUUAAACUUUAACCCCAAACUGUUGCAUAAAUGCUCCAAAAUUUGAGGGUAAGUAAGUGAUUAAUGCUCAAAAUUUCAUUGAGUAAGACCUCCAGAGUCCCCACUCAUUUUCCAUCCAUAGUUUGGUAAAUAAAUCCUACACUGUGGUUGUCUUUAUCAGGUAUACGAAAUAAUAUCCCAAUUAUCUAAUCUCCCAGCAACCAACAGCUCAGGUGUACCGUCCUUCACUUUUAGCAGCCCAUCUAAGAGAACUCAGGCUAGCUAUUUACACAGCAGAGUUGUUCUUUUAAGUCUUAAAAUUUCUUUGUAAUAACUUUGGAAUUGACUCUGUUUCAUCUCCUACCAACAGGCCUCAUGGUGCUUCCUACUCUUCAUACACUUUACCUCCACUAUGCUGUUUACGUAUGUCAAUCUAGGGGGGGUACUAAGCAGUGUAGUUGCAAUGUCUGUAUUUUGCAGACAAACGGAACUGAUUGUGUAAGCAUGCAGGGUAUUUCAACAUACUCUCAGUAGCUGCAGCAGCGUGGCGAACGAUAACACAUGAUGAAUGGUAUUUAGCAGCAGUGCCAUAAUCUACAGCCAAGUCACUCUAUUUUACUGAGAUAUGAGCAAUGACAAGUGUGUGAUCACAAGCUGCAUCACAAUAUGACUUUGACCUUUCCUCAAAGAUUCUUCUCUAAACUGAAGCAGCACGAUGAUCGCCCAGGAAGGACGAUUAUUUGGUCUUGAAAUGUCUGACAGAGAUCAUGUGCUGAUUACGUUUACUUCCUCGGUUAAUUUUUAAGACUGGUAAUGUGUUUAGUGUUUCAACCACAUUAAUAGGAGUGUCGCUGUUUCAACUUUGAAGGCAGAGAGGAAAGCUGGUUUAAUCCAAGACAUAACAUUCCUGAGUUUUGGAAAAACCACAUAUCUAGUCAAGGAAAUUAGGAAGUACAAGACAUAUGCUAUUGGUUGCAGUGGGUACAGAACAUUUGUAUGCUGUUGCAGUUUUUCAGUCAUUGGGAAUGCAUUCAUGCUACAGGCCUUCCUCGGAACUGACUCAUGUUUUUUCAUUUUUUUUUAUUUCCCCGUGAGGCUCUAUAUAGUUAACAGGGACUAGCAAUAAAUUGAGCAGGCCAUGACCUUUAUUUAAUACCGUUAAAUAUUCUCUUGCAUAGAAGACAUGUAUUUGUUUGUUUUUCUGAGUGUGAAAUGUAUGUUUCUUCUUCUCUUUUUUCAUUAUCUUUAGUUUGAUCGUAGUCAGUUUGAUACAUUGAGCUCCCGGUAUGCGUUUCUUCUGUAACACUGUGGAGUUCAAAAAAGCUUUGAAGCUUCAAGAAUCCUUGUAUUUAGGUGCUGCUGUGUUGAAGUGUUUCUUGUGCUUACUGCGAUGCUGAAAACAAGUAUUUUAGUUGUUCUCAGAAAAAAUCUAAUAGAUAUUUCUUCACUUGGUGAUAAACAAUGACUGAGCACUCUUUUUUGCCUCGACGUCAGUUUUUUAAAGACUCUAAACCACGUUCAUUGUUUUGGCUAAACGCACGAGGAAGUAGAAAUAGGUUUCACUAGGUCACUGUAUUCCAUAAAUUAGCUAUAGGGUUCAAGGAUUGUGGAUGGCUGGAGGGAGUGUGGAAAAUAUCAAAGAGCUGGAGGUGUGGCGAAAGGCUGGAGUUGACCUUACUCCUGGUCUGCAGAGGAAGAAGCUGAUAUCUGCACAUGAAAGUUGCUGAAAGUCAGAUUUGGGAGGCAAUUUCGUAGGAUUUUGCUUCAGGGUAUCUGGACAUUUAGACCCUGGAGAAGUGCUUCGAUACAUUAAAGUUUGAUAGCAUUCUUCAAUAAUGCUAUUUUUUUAAAGUUAAAGUUCAGCUGGGGAUCUCGGGAUGUCAAUGAGAAGGACGGGAGCAGUGAAUUAAACAGACAAAACGCAUAUGGACACUUUUUAGAGGUUGUUAGAACUACCUUCAUGUCUCGUUGGUGUCUAAUCGCAUUAUGGGAUAGCUUCUGUCCUCUGUUUUUGUAUGAGAGGAUACACUGACCCCCUUUCAAAUCUUUGUUGCUUGACUGAGGAUUUUAAGAUGCUGGCCUUUGAAACGACAGCUAAUAAAGCAGGUAGUAAUGUCACAGCUGUUAAGUACAGUUUAUGUCCUACUCCAGAGUACUGCUCUGCUGCACUGGCACUUUUAUGUGCGCAGGUAAAGAACUGGGGCAGUGUGCACAACGUGAAUGAGGAUCUGUAAUACGACGCUGCAUUGACUAAUAAUCCUUGUUUGAUACUUGGGUGGGUGGUAUGCCAGUUUCCUCGCCAUCACCAAGGUUACAUUCUGGCAUCACAUGGAUUUUGUGUAAAUGUCAGAACCAAUUAGAAAAAAAGUUCUUGAUUUGAAGACACCUGUUUCGGCUUUAGUUGUCACAUUAGGCAGAUUUAUUUCCUGAAUGCCUGUGCAGCCUCUGGUGGAAAAACAAAAGGUCUGAUAACAGAGUGAUUUGUGAACAACAACAGCGUAUAGUGAAUCCCAGCCUUCUGCUUGUUCAGCUCUGUCCCUUCAGAGCAGAGCAACAGCUCGCUUUACUAACCAAACAGCGCUGCCUUCUCCGUGUGUCAACACGGGUAUCCUCUUCUACAAUGAAAGUAAACUGUGGCUCAGAAAUCAAGUUAUCUCGUGUUUUCUCUUCUUCAGGCUUGAUGUUUGCAAAUAGCAGCAACACAAAGUUUUAGAGUGGCCUUUUAUUGUGGCCAGCCUCAGGCACACCUGAUUACACAAUAAUCAUGCUGUCUAAUCAGCAUCUUGAUAUGCAACACCUGUGAGGUGGACGGAUUACCUUGACAAAGGAGAAAUGUUCACUAACACAGAUUUAGGCAAAUGUGAACAAUAUUUGAGAGAAAAAGGCCUUUUGUGUAAAUAGAGAGAGUCUUAUGGGGCGCUCACACCAACAUCAACAAUCAUCCCUGCCAAUUCAACCGGUGGGAUUAAGUGACAGACAAGGAUUUUUUACAGUUUACUAGGUAAUCCGACCUCCUCACUCACUUUCCUCCAGGAGAGCUCCUUUUUAUUCCAGUUUUGGUAAUUGAAAGAAAAAGUAUCAUAUAAUUCGGGGCAUCCACACACUGACACGAUCAGUUUGUCCUCCAUUUUAGAUACCAGUAAACAACUGUCCAUUUUCAUACGUCAUGAAUAUCUGCUCAAGUUGAGACAUUUUCAGCUCCCGCCCAAUUCGUGUCAUUCGCGCCACCAGAGUAGUAGGAGCGUCUAAUCGCGCCUUUGCAUUGACUUUGAGUUCAGCUCAUGAAAAAUGGAAGCAAAGUCAAAAGCGUUGCGUUUAUACUUUUGUUCAGUUUAUAUUAAAAUGAAUCAGGGAAGCACACAACUCUAAACUAUAGCAGCUUAAAGUUUAGAAGAGUUUAUAAACUCUAUUGUAUGGCUGGCAGAUACAAAAGGCCUGAGUGUGUCCAAUUUGAGUCAUCCUCAACCUAGGAUAGCUGUAAUGAAAUUUAGUUAAUCUUUUCUACUGAUGAAAAUUUAAAAUGCCUUUAGGUCACUUUUCCUCUUCAUGUUCAGAGUAUUUACACACUGACAUUAAUAAUGUAUGUCACUGUAUGAAUUAAACAUGGAAGUACAAUAAUCUAAUAACGCAAAACAAUUUGCAUUUGAGUUUGUAAAAUUACAAAAUUAAUUUAUUUCAUAAUGAAGGUAAUCAGUUUCUGCUGGCUUGUCUGCUUGGUAAAGUAUUUCAUAUCUAGAUUCUUUCAUUUCCAUCUCUUAUAAUUUGAUUAACAAAGAAUGUAUUUGAAUCCAAAAACAACAUUAGAGGGAUAUUAAUCAAACUAAUAUAUAUUCUAUCUAAUUGUUCCUUUUGUUUAUUUUUGAACAGUAUUUCACUGUUCACCAUGUCCUUUCCUUUGAACAACACUCCGUAAGCGUUUGUGAACUGAGGACACUGACUGUUGAAGCUUUGGAGAUGAAUUCUUUCCCAUUUUUGCUCGAUCUAAGACUUCAAUGGCUCAACAGUCUGGGGUCUCCAUUGUGGUAUUGUGCGCUUCAUAAUGAGCCCCACAUUUUCAAGGGGAGACAGGUCUAGACUGCAGGCAGACCAAUCUAGCGCCUGCACACUUUCACUAUGAAGGCACGCUGUUGUAACACGUGCAGAAUGUGUCUUGCCAUUGUCCUGCUGAAAUAAGCAGGGUGGCUUGGAUGACAGCAUUAUGUUGCUCCUAAACCUGUAUGUUCCCUUCAGCAUAAGUGGAGCUUCCACAGCUGUGACAGUUAGCCAUGCCAUGGGCACUAACACACCCCCAGACCAUCACAGAUGCUGGCCUAUGAAUUUGACCUGAGAACAGUCUGGAAAAUCCUCUUCCUCUUUAGCCAUGUCGAGGAUAAGAAACCACAGGACACGGGAAUAUGUUUACAAAGGCAUUCAUGAUAGUGUGUUUAAGUUUAAGUGGCCUGUAGGCCUGGAGAGGCAAACUGGGAGAAGUGGGACAUUUCCCGGUGGGAUGGGCUGGGCUGGUUGUAGGGCCAGCUAACAAUGACAGUAUCACACAGACUGCACUUGUGAGGGGAGGGUAUGAGUGACCUGCUCAUUCUCGGAAUAGAGUUUCACUUGACAUUAAUUUUCUCUCACAGCCCAAAAGUACAUUAAGUUGAGGACAAGGUAUUAGAUGAGAGGCAAGGUCAAAAAUAAAGUAACAGAGAGAAGGUACUUCAUUUUCAUCUUACGCAUACAGAGACCCACCCUGGAGCAGUGAUAGGAGUUCGACUUUGGUCUGUCCAUGAUUAUUCUAUUUCAUUCAGGAUACUUUCAAAGAGCUUGUGUGAGGUCUGUCUCCAAAACAUUUAUGAUACCUACUGAGACAACUUAUCGACACAAAAGCAGCCGCUGCCCUUCAUAUUGUUCUGCUUAUAAUUUGACAUAGAUGACGAUGAAAAAAUACAUUCCAGGGGACUUUCUUUCCGAUUACAUUAAAGAAAAUCUCUUCUUUCGGUGAUCUGGAUGGAUCGACCAAUUACUUCUUCAUAUCAAGAACAGGGCAGGUGAGGGGUUACCAAUUGGCGAUCCACACUGACUUUACUUUGGAGAGAGUGGCACUCUUUAUGGACAAACAUCCUUAACAAGAGGUAUAACCUUUACCUGUGAGUUGAGUCCACUAAUUCAUCAUCAGAGCCCUCUGUUAAAUGUGGAGCCACCUGCACAUUGAGCUGAAAUCACAUACUCAGGGCAUGAGGUGCCAACAAGCAGGGGCAUGUGGCCCAACCUCGGUCAAAAAGGUCUCGCAAAUUGGAGCUUAACUAGAAGUUAAAUUAGUACCAUGCUUUACUACACAUUAUCAUAAUAAUAAUAAUGUUUAUUUAUAUAACAUCUUACAACAUCCCAAGAGAUGAACAAAGUGCUUUACGUAACAAAUACACGGUCAAAUACACAAAUACAGGAAAAAGAAAAUACAAAUGUCACAGGAUAUCAUAACAAAUACAAAUGUCACUGAAUAUUAAAAGCCUGUCUAAACAGUUGAGUUUUAAGAUGGGUUUUAAAGAGUGCCAGGUCAUUAAUAAAAAUGUUAUUCAGGGGGUAGGGAGUUCCUUAAUUUCGGGGCCGCAAUUGAAAAGACACGAUCCCCCCACUGUUUAAAAUUUGAGGAAGGAACCUUCAACAGGCGCUGUUCUGGGGACCGGAAGGCUCUACAGCGUCAUCUAAGCUUUAUGCAAUCGGACAGAUACACUGGAGCAAGACAAGGAUAGAUUAUCUCAUAAUUCUUACUUUUUAUUUCCUUAAAGUGACUCAACACGGGAUACUGGUUUAUCAAAUACCGCUUUUACUUAAAUGCUUUCAAUGAGGCUAAAAUUACAUGUUUUUGGUCGUGAUUUAAAGUGGGCUGGUCUGAGCUGUAAAAAUUCCAGGCUGAAAUUGACUCUAUGUGUGGCUGUGUAUGGUGAGUAUGCUCUACUCCUAACCCACCACUGCUUUCCAGUUGUGACUCAGAGAGCUCGCCUUAAUCAGCUGACUGGUGAAAAAUUUUACCUCAAAGUAAUGGUAUGUGACUUCUCAAACAUCACUGUGUCACAUCUCUGCAGGUAAUAUUAAAUAUCUGAGCAUCUGUAUGUCCUCAAGCUGUCGAAGCAGUUCAAUCUAAUCAUCCCGGCACCUGGGAAAUUAAUGGCGUGACUUAAAUUGCUGAACCAACUCACUGGUUUCCGUCUACUUUCUAAAAGUACAGCGACACUUGUAAUGUCACCCCUUCUGAAUGACUUAACAAUUUCACAUUUUUCCAUGAACCUCAUUUCUCUCAACACCUCCUGGUUUGAAUCUCUCAGUUUUACUUCUAAUAUACACCUACUACACAAUAGACCAUUCAAACUAUCAGGCGACAUGUCUGUCUUGAAAACAUAAUUAACAUUUAAUUUCUGACAGUUCAGCAGAAAGGGUUUCAGAUCACCAGCGGUACAGUCUGACCCCUUCACCAGUUUGAAACAACUUGGUUCUGCUCCUGAAUGAAAUUUAAAAAAUAAAUCACAGCUUGUAAAAAUUAAAUAAUUAAGAAUCUCCAUGUUCUUCACUUUGACAUUUUCUUUAAUUCAGAGGUUCAGCUUGGGAACACUCCCUUUCCGGAGGACAUGCUGUUAAAUUCUGCCACCAUAUCAAUCCUAAUAAAACUCUUACCAGCCCAACUUACCCGACUCGUAGAGAAAACAGUGAAUAUUUUAGAUCAAGAGAAAAUCCUAUUAAGUAUUUACACAUUUCUCAGCUGCUCAGACAUCCCAAUAUCUCCCUGUCUCCAUGUGGGCACAGGACCUCUUCAUCAUAUUUGAUCCUGAAUCUGUAAUAACCCCAUUUACCGCAGUAACACAUGACUUAACUUAAACAGUACAAGACUAUACAGAGAGAAAAACGGAAAAAAAAAACACUUUUUUCUCUAUUUUCUUUUUUAAGAAUGAUGUAAAAGUGUUGUACUUGCAGCCAUAAGUGUUGUUUUUUGAAUGUAAUUAUACUGCGUCUGUCAGAGGGGUAAAGACAGAGUGCUGUUGGAGAAUAUCUUGUUGUAUGAAAGCCUCUCCAAGGGAACAGACAGAAUUCAGCCUCCCAGCUGAAAAAGCUGAGGAAGGGGGAUUACUGGGUAUGCGGCGAAAGAUGCAAUAACAAAGCAAGGAAGACAGAUCAGAAAAUAAAUACAGGAAGACAUUCUCAAGUUAUUACUGUAAAUAACCCGUGGAGAUAUAGAUACAGAUAAACUACGGCAGGCGCCAGUCCUGUAUUUACAGAUAAGAUUUAGCCAGCACAAAUUUCAGCAACCUAUUUUAUUCAUUUUUUCCCCACCAGAGAUAACCCUCUUGGAUAAAAAUCACUUUGUAGUGAUGCAUACCCACCAAAGCCAAGAAUAAUACCCUGAUGUGCCAGCCAGCUGAGCUAUAAAGAUAGAAAAAAGCUUUAUAAUAAAUGGCCCACUUGAGGAUCACAUUCCCUGAACCAAUGUAAGUGAAAGACUUUUACUUUGAACUCUUUCAUGCUGAAAUAAAGAAACAGUACUAGCUUUUGUUCUGCAACAGUCAAGGAUAUGAAAAAGAUGUUUUGACCCAUAUUGGGAGAAAAUAUGUUCAAUGAAAUGUACAAAAAGAAAAAGUAAUUUACAAAAGUGGAUUUGCCCUUUUAACACUUUUCUAAAUCUUUCACAUCAGUUUUUAGAGUCGACGGUGAUAAGAAAGUAAAGCCAUAUUUAUGGAUAUACCCCACAUUAUGUUUCAAGCUUUAUGGGGAUAUUCAUGAUGUAAGAACACAAGGGAGGCAUGACCCAGAGACAAGCGUUAUGUAAUAGAUUCACCCAGAUUUAAUUUUUCUGUUUAAUAUUCCAUCAAGACCUCACUGCUUCAUCUGCCAUCACUUUUCCGUUUCAUGGGGUGCAAAUGAAUCAUGUAUCAUUGAACAGAAAGUUACGCCAUCAUUUUGAGAUACAGUGUGUGAGGUUCUGCAGGAAAGGAAAGACUGGAUACUGUUGUGUAGUGGACAGUACCUGUUCCUCGAUAACAAGGUUCUUAAGAUGCUUAUCAUACAUAAAACUCAACCUUUGGUUCCUUCUUGGGACCUGGAGUUGGUCCAUAGUGCACUUCAACAUCCCCCCUUUGAACUCUGAGGGGAUAUGGACUUAAAAUGGCUGUCCCUGAAAGCUGCAUUCCUGACUACUGACUAUAACAUCUUAGAUCCCACACUACACAUACCAUGCACAGUAUAUUCCAACUCAGAAAACCAAUUAGUGUGUCUGAACCAUGAGUACCAGAAUUCAAAUAAACUGAGGAAAUGUUGUACAAGAGAAGAUUGAACAAAGUUUCCAAAAGGAGCGGGGAUAGCUGUUUGAGAUAUGCUGAAAUUUAGCAUCACUACAUCUGGAAAAAGUCUGGUUUUGAACUGCAUUUUAAGUGGGAGUUAAAAGACAUACAGUAUACUGAUCAAAGAAAAGUCUCAUUCAGAUUCAUCAGAGGCCAGAGUUAAGCCAUGCAGGGAAAAUAUAGUGUUAGGCCUUGUUCCUAUAAAAGUGUAAUAUACUGUAGUAUAAAGUUAUAUGUCAUCCAGGUUUAUAUGUCCCUUAAAGGGGAGCGUCAGUAUUUUUCAACCAGGGCCCCAUUUUCCCCUUCGUUUCCCAGGUCGAAAAAUACUGGAUUCCCCUUUGAGCACAACUCGGGAUCAUUUCAGAGAUUCUGUUCAACAUGCUUCUGUUGAAAAGAAAAAAGAAAUGUUUAUCAUCUGGAAUAAACUUCAGAUUUAUGAAGUUCAUGACCGAGAAGGCAAGACCAAGAAAGGUGUAUUGAAACUAGCUCACAUACCUCAUUGUAUGUCUUUGAUCAAGUAUCAGCAAAGUAUGUCAAUUUCAGGGUAUCAAAAAGCUUCUUAUAUCUUUGAAUUUCAUUAACCUGGAGAGUAAGCAUCAAAAAAGAAAUAUCAGCAAAUAAAGGAAACAUUACAGAGUUUAAGUACCUACUUGUGGAAAUGUAAAAUUUGUGAUUAAUGUAGUUUGGAUUAAUUACAGAUGUCAAAGGAAUUACCAUAUACAGCUCAAAUAGAUUUUUUUUCACUUUUGAAGGUAAAACAACAUGCAUGUUUCGAUUCAAAGACUCAAUCAGGACACACUGAGAUUUUAAAUCAUCGAGGGGAUAGCUGACCUGCAGGUUAAUCUGCGUAGUCACUUUGAGUUUGGCAUAAUCAGAGGGACUCAAUAGUUCAUUAACGAGUGAAGCCAAGCAGGAUCAAGAUCUGCUUUAAUAAUUCAAACGGAGCUCUACAGUUAGCUCAUUGCCACCAGUCUGUUUUUAUUUCCCUUUUCUUUGUUCGUGCUAAAACGAAAAAGAAUAAGUGGAGUAUGCAAAAAAACUAGCUUCCUCCAAAUUCUUCCAAUGAAACACACUCAAAUGUUAUUCAUGUCUUCACUAACCACAAACUAGAGCUAUUACAAAAUGCGACCUUUUACCAAAAUGUUAUAUUUCACUUUGAAUAAUCAAAAUUCGCCGCACUGUCAAGAUUGUCCAAGAGCAUUUUACCUCCAUCGUGUUCAGUGAGGGAAAAAAAAGGAACUUCUCUGUGUAGCCGAACAUUUACAAGUGACAGCCAAGACACUGACCUUCAGACAGACUAGUUGAGCUGUCAGCCUAACUUAACACCUGUUAAAGAUGUAAGAAAGUAGACAAGGUGGAGGAGAGUAUUUCUCGUGAGCAAGGUGACACAAAGAGGUGUUCUCAGAAAAGGUCACAUCAUUUACAUCAUUACCUCCCAGGAGCAUGUGGUUUAGGUCUGUUAGCGUUCGCCUGCGCAGGACGGAUGCCUGCAUUCUUGCCUCUGUCCAAACGCAUUCCUUCCAAUGGACAAGACUUUGCGAGUGUGUGUAUGUGUGUCAUUUUGUGUGUACUGGUGUGAGUGUGUGCAUCUGCUCUGGAAUCUGACACUCUCAGACAGCCAGUAGCAUGGCUCAGUGAGGGAGACAGCGUGAUCACUGGACCAUAGCCUGCCUUAUCCUGUCACAAACACACACACACAUACAUACGCACACACAUACAUGCAUGCACAACACAAAAAAUGGACUUUCCUUGGCAGCUAAUACACUGAGGAAAUUGACAUCUGAUAAAUGGUGCACCUUCGUAUCAGUUUUUUUCCAAGUGGGAAAUAUGAUUGUGUAUUUGAGUCUGUUGAUCUAAGAUGCAGAAAUUAUAAAAUAAUUCACAAAAACAGUAAUCAAAUGUAGGGCAUAUCAGCUGUUAUGACUCUGAGCAUGACUCUAACGCAAAGCAUGCUAAAAUUACUCUUAUGAGGAAAUUAGUAAUUUAACUCAAAAUCAGAAGAUGACCUGAAACCUGAAACCUUGUUGUCUCAUUCAUAUCUUCCAGUUAUUCUAAGCUACUUACUAAAUAAUCCACCAGUAAAAGAACUUUUUCUCUAAAUGGUAGGCAAAACUGUUCAAAAAGGUUGACAUCGGCAUGUUUUCAAAUCUGUACAAGUUGACCAAAAUUUUCUCCUAAGCUGAUUAGAAUGUUAAUCGAUGAAUUUCAAUUUAAUUUAAGGUAUUAAUUAAACACAGGAAGUUUAAAAGUGGACUGAAGUGCAACUAAUGCACACAUUCACAAAUAUAUCUAACACCUCCGCUCUCUUUUUUCCUCUCAUCUUCCUUCCACCUCAUUUUCUUCUCCUCAUCCUGCGCAGAUUUUUGUCCAACACAUCAUUUGAGGGCCAGAGCGGCUUUAUAUCCAGAGACAGUAACAGCCAGAAAGUCAUCUCAGAGUCCCAUCACUACAUCUGGUCCCUCCAGCUGGACCCCCUGGGCCAGCCAACCUGGACCCGCUUGGGACGCUGGCGAAGGGGGAAUGUUCUAAUGGACCAAGGGGCCUGGCCAAGUCAUCAAGGCUCCGGGGGCGGAGGUGACUGGCGACGAUCCCAAAGGCUGCACAUGCGGGUGGUGACUCUGGUGGAGCACCCGUUUGUGUUCACCCGAGAGGUGGACGGGGACGGGUUAUGUCCAGCAGGCCAGCUAUGCCUAGACCCUCUUACCAAUGAAUCUUCAGUUCUGGAAAAACUUUUUCAGAACCUUGCAGGACCCAAUGUUUCCGUUCCCACGGAGUACAAAAAGUGUUGUUAUGGUUACUGCGUUGAUCUGUUGGAGAAGCUGGCAGAAGACAUGGGCUUCACCUUCGACCUUUACAUUGUGGGUGACGGAAAGUAUGGGGGGUUCAAAAAUGGCAGAUGGACAGGAUUGGUGGGUGAUCUGCUCAGCGGUGCUGCUCACCUUGCAGUGACUUCUUUUAGCAUUAAUUCAGCCAGGAGCCAAGUUAUUGACUUUACCUCACCCUUCUUCUCCACCAGCCUUGGAAUUCUGGUCAGUGCUGCUCUUCUUCUCUCUCCUCCAAUUCUUUUUUACCCAUCUUUAAUUUUUUUCCCUUUGAUUUCUUCUUGUUGUAUCUCUUACUUUCUGUAACUUUUUGGCCCAUCUUUUUCUGUAUUCUGUCACUGGCCUCAGCUCAACUCUCCUCUUGGUAUGCUGGUGGUCGGUAUAGCAGACUUUUAUUACUGCAAGCCCUAUGUUAUUGGAUUCUAUUGCAAUUCCCAAUAUGGGCUUCGACGGGUGAAUGUUCGGAUUGUAGAGCGACCCCAUUACUACAAUUACUUUAUCGUGUCCCUGGCUGAUGGGAAAAGUGAUGUUGAAUAUCACUCUUCUCUCUUUAUCUCCACUAUAGAAAAGGAUGUUCUGUCUUAUUUAAAGUAAUUGACUCUUCUAUCAGCAGUUUCUUUUCUGAUCCAAUUUCACUCUAAGUAUCUCUAUCCAAGACAUCAAUGAUACAAACAGCACAUUUACUGGAAGAUUUGCAUUUGUUAACAGUGUGCUGCUGGGUCAUGAAAUACAUUUUUGCUCAAUUAAUGCAAGGCUAGUGGAUUUGUGGCCAAUACUGUUCUGUACUGUGUUCAUUAAUUACAGUAUUCAGCCUUCCCUCUGGGACUUUUUCUGCAACUCUGCAUCCAUAUUAGGUUCCUUGCUGACAUACUAUAUAUAAUCAUUAAAUUGGGAGCACUUGAGCAAAAACACUUAACCUAACACGGAAAAAUAUUCAGUAUUUAAAACAGCAAAAGGGUUCUAUUGGACAUGAGAUAUUUGAAUAUAGUCAGAGUCCCUCUGUCCCUUUUUUCUUCUUCACGAUCAUCUCAUUUACGAAUGCAGGCAGAGAGAUGGAACCCAAGCAUAGAGGAUUACAGUGGCCUUGUGCAAUGUUUGAUAAAUGAGAUGACUUUCAUUGGUGGACAAGCUGUUUGAAAAACUGGUAACAAGUAAUAGGCAGGUGGAUAGACAGGAAAGUCAGAGUACUGUGCUGAAGAAAAGAUAACAGAGAAAAUAGUUGAGUAUACUGGUGGAGAACAGCAAUGGAUUGUAGAAAAUAGGAAUUUGACUGCUCAGGUAGAUUAGGGAAAGACACCAUCACACCACUGACAUUUUUUAACCCUGUUUCUGUCCUUGUGCAGGUUCGGACUCGUGACACAGCAGCCCCCAUCGGUGCCUUCAUGUGGCCUCUUCACUGGUCCAUGUGGCUCGGCAUCUUUGUCUCCCUCCACGUCACAGCUGUUUUCCUCACCCUGUAUGAGUGGCACAGUCCAUUUGGUAUGACGCCACGUGGACGAAACCGUGACCGGGUGUUUUCCUUCUCAUCGGCGCUAAAUGUGUGCUACGCAAUUCUUUUCGGGAGAACUGUAGCCAUCAAGCCACCGAAGUGCUGGACAGGCCGUCUGUUGAUGAAUCUUUGGGCCAUCUUUUGUCUCUUCUGUCUGUCUACCUACACUGCUAACCUAGCUGCUGUCAUGGUUGGGGAGAAGACCUACGAACAACUGUCAGGGAUACAUGACCCAAAGGUGAGAAAGUCCCCUCCCGACAAAGGGUUACACAGCCAAGAUGGGUUUUGAAUGAAUGCAUAUGAACAAACUAUCAAUAGCACUAGCAAUAUUUAGAACUGAAGAAGCUUCUUGGAUAAGAGGCAAGGGUCUUCUCAACUCUACACAGUCCAGUUGCCUGAUUUUGGAGUCUUCAAGAAAAUAUCUGAAAUUGCUCUAGUUUUUAAGGAGAUCAGUACCAGUCUGUGUGCAACCAAAUCUGGAGAAGUGGAGAAGUUGUUGUUCUGAUGUCUCACAAGAUCUUACCUGUUGCAGGAAAACAACUGAGGACUCAUGAGUGAUAGUGGAAGAGUCACAGACUGGCCUAGCCAAGCUUUGUUUUAGCUAGUUACAUAGCGAGAUUGUUCUACUCAUCAGUCAGACACACACAAAUUCACGGGAAAAGAGGGUCCAGAUUAAAAAAUACCAAAGUUCUCCUUGAAAAUCUGAAGUCAUGCAAAUGGACCCGUCUGCAGCAGUAUAAAAAUUAGAUUUCUGAAGACACAACCCCAUACACCACUUAAAAAUAUCCUUUAAAUUAAAUACUAUUAUUUAUUGAUGUCAGAUCUGUUUUUACAAGUCUCGAAUAAGUGAUUGUUUUCCAGUUUUUGUCACAACGUUGGUCAAUGGUUGGGAUUAUGCUGUUACUUCCUCACAUCCAUAAGGAUUCAGAGACACUUAACUCAGGAUCUGAUGAGAGUUAUUAGUCUUAUACAUCACUUUAGUCUGUUAGUCUUAUACACUACUCCAUGAAAAAUACAAAUACAACCAUAGCUACUUUUUAAAUUUUGUACAACUUAAAUGCUUGACUCUCACACGAUCUACGCAAGUGUACCUUUUUCCAAAUACAAAACACAUACAUUUAAGAAAUAGCACAGAAGCUGGUUUUCUAUCCUUUUAUUUAUUUCUCUAUUAAAGAAUGACUCUGAUCUUCAUUUGUCUCAAUUUCAGACCAAGAGUUUUGGUUGUUUUUUUUUUAACAGUGAGUCAACAUUUUUUUUUUUAAUUAAACUACUUUUGUAAAAGUAAUUGGGCGGAGGUAAUUAGCCCUUUUUGUCAACUCAUCAGCUCUUUAAAUUAGAAACGCUGAUCCAGGGAUAUUGAAAACUUGUUCUAGACAAGAACAGAAAAGAAAAGAAAAGAAAGAAUGAAAAAAAGUAAAGAAGAAAUUAAAAGAAAAAAGACAGAAACACCUGAUAAAACAGAGAGAGAAAAAAGAUCAAGUGUGUUUUAUCAACAGGGAUCAAUAUUUAAGCUUUUUAACAACAAUCUCAGGGUUAAAUUUGAGUUCAUUUCUUGUUUCUUGCAGUUGCACCAUCCCUCUCAGGGAUUUCGAUUUGCCACAGUGAGGGAAAGCAGUGCAGAGGACUACGUCAAGAAGAGUUUCCCUGAGAUGCACGAGUACAUGAGAAGAUACAAUGUUCCAGCAACACCUGAUGGCAUACAUAAUCUUAAGUAAGGCAAUGACACACUAUGAAUACUGCCACAUUAUUCAUUUAGGUGUACACUCAUAAAAAGGGGUGUGCUCUGUAUACUAAUAAGCCGUUUAUCUAAACACCUCUCUCUGGCAGUUUUAAUUCGAUGAAAAUGAAACAAACAAAAAUAGAAAUUAACAACAUUACGGUUUUUGCGUGUCCAAAAGAAGAAAAUAUUUGGGAAAGAAAUGCUGUCAUUCUCCAGCACAAGCCUGCGUGUUUGCAUUCAUAACUCACACUCCUCCUUACCCUGCCAUUGCUGUCAUCCUAAGCUGCUUCAACAUUCAACUGGCAUCCCCAUGGAGCACAGCAGAAUAUAGUGAGAAGAGGCAGCUGGAAUACAGGCCUAGGCUGGGUAGAACACGAUUUCAGAGGAUGAAACAAGAUUUUUUUUUUUUUUUUUACUGAGCUUGUAAAGUGAUGAUUAGAGGGUUCAAGGAAAAAUGUCAUCUUCGAGAAUUACUUUUGGUGAGGACAACAACAUACAAAUCCAUUACAAUGUAAUUUUGCUCAAGGUUUACACCCUAGGGGAGCAGGGGAGAGUUUUUGGACACCUUACAUCGAUGUAAAACACAUCUAUAGUAUACUGACAGUAGUCGCCCUAUAUGUGGAUUGAAAUCAACAUCUUUUUACUGGUCUUGUCUGUGGAAGUUUGGGAACUUUUGCUCUAGAAGGUGAAUGUUUGAGGCAUUUUCACGGUUGAAAAUGUCAUAUGUUUUGAGAACAAAGAAACUUUAGCAUUUUCAAUAUAAGAUACCUUAAUUGUUGUUUAAUUUACUGAAUUACUAAGGUGGAUAUAUUGCGGUUAUAUCAUGACACCUUGAAGAGCACUGGUCUUGACAUGUUACCAUUUUGUUAUAGCUUAAUCUUGAUGCCUUACUGCUGAAGUUUGAACCAUCAAAUAUUAACAGCCACCUCCCUGACAAAACAAUUGUUAGGAAUCAGAAUAUUCUCUCACUAAGGAUGGUGCCUUUUCAGAAUGCCGCCAUCCUCCUCUUCACCCAAAGCAGUUGGGGUAAACACUCCCAGAUUUAACAUUAAGUCCUAUAGUUAAAAAUCAUGAUCCAGUGUUGAGUUCAGAGUUGAGAUGCAUGUCGAUAAAGCUAGUUGGCUAAUAAACCAAGUGACAUACGAUUAUACUGUGAGGUGUUCAAGGUCAGGUCAGUGAAAGGAGAAGUAGGUGAGUGUAGAAAGUAUAUUAUAAUGAUGUAUUCAACGUCACAUUAAAGGAAAACAAUAUGUAGAAAGAACUAGGUAACAGUAUAGAUGGGGACUUGAAUCAUGACGGAGUCUCGAUAAUGGUAUUAGUAAUAUUUCAAAUAAAUGAUCCCAAUCCCCAUCUCUGCCGAACCUUGGUUAGAUUUGUUGGUCUUUGUUGCUUAUUGGUACAUCGUCACAUAGACAGAAAAGAAAUUCUAGGGCGUCUUGCACCUGGGUGCAGUGUCUCUGCCCUGAACAACCUCAGACAUUCAGCAUUUCUGUAACUGCGUCUCACAUAGCCAUGUAUUAAAGUGACAUUUUCUAUUUGUGCCACUGGGAUAGUAACAAGCCUAACAGCGUGAAGACAAUUCAGAAAGGAGGCCUUGUGCUUUAAUCACAUCACCGAGGGAAUUGGUUGGUGUUAUGGUAGUGAUCCGGAUAUAAAAUACAUAACAUCAUUGGUGGAAAGAGCAAGGACACAUGCCGCAGUCUGAUUGAACCAGUAAUAAUGAACAGCCAGGGUGUGCUGAGAAGAUAGUGGUGGGUUUCAAACACUGUCCUUGAUAAGGAGUGAAAAAUACAGAGACUAUCUUAAAAAACAGAAUUGGAGAAUUUGUAUUCAGGUCAGCUUUGGCUGUCAGUAAAGACAUUCCAAGUUGAUUUGUUAAAACCUUACUGAGAGUGUUGUGACUUAAUAUCUCACCUCUGCAUAAAAGACUUAGAGUGAAGAAUGAGACUGGAUUGGCAGAUACUUGCAGAGAGUGUAAUUUACUUGUAUGUGACCAGGGAAAUUACAAGAGAAGAGAUAUGCAAGAUCAACCUAGGAACUGUGGGGCAACACUGAGAGGUUUUUUAUGAUUAUUAUUUAUUUUGUACAUAUUUGAUGAUGUCCUCUGUGCUCUGUGGAGUUUUCAGAGGCGCAUAGCAAACCACCUCCUCACCUCCUAUCGGUGUUAUUUUGUUAUUAUUUUGUUUUGGUUCUUUGUUAAUAAUUUAUUCAAAUCUCAAACAGCAAAUGUGCAUCACUACAUCCAUUUCCAACCAUUUCUCCAAGAGAGUAAAGAUGGUAAAUAGACCGUCUUUAUACGGUGCUUCCUCUAGUCUUCUGGCCACUUUAAGUCACCCAUUCACACCACAUCCACAAGCUGAUGGCAGAGGCUGCUAUGUGAUGUGCUCAUCAGUAUUAACUGAUCCCAUACACAUAUUGCUGGACAGCCAACAGGGCAGUUUGGGUUAAUUGUCUUACCCAACGUCACUUCAGUGUGUAGACAUCAGGACUUAGGUACCCCAAAAUGAGAGACAACUGACUCGACCACUGAUUUCAUGCAGAAGCUAAAGGGUACUUAGUGUUUUUGCAUUAUACAAAGAAGCAUCCCUGUUCAUCGACUGGGUGUGGGGUGUGUUUUCUAGGCUGCUCCCCAGUUGGUAGAAUAUUAAUAGUAUGAUUUUACAGCAAUCAGCCAUCACAUUGUGACUGCAGAUGUGCAUGUUUAGUCUACUAAAUGACUAAAUCUUGUCACCCACGCUUGUCGGCACCAACACAAGUUGGCCAAUUAUACAUGGUGUGUAAGUCAUAGCAGAUCCAUCCAUCUGUAGAGUAUGAACCACAGAUCCCAUUAAUAGCUACUACCAUACUGCUAAGAUGCUCGAAUGCUCUACUCAAACAGUCAGCCGCACUACCUGGAUGUAAACAAGCAUAGAUGAUACAUAGUAUGUCACUGUACAGCAAGGUUCGGCAUUGUUUUGAAUUUAAAAAAAUGGAGAGACUUUUUUUUGUAGACUGUGUGAUUAAACUGUCUAUAAGAACUUCACUAGAGCGACAUAAAAACAGUACAGGCAUGUUAACAUUAACCUAUGAGGAGGACUGAAGGCUGGUGGUGCUCGCUCUGGUAACAUUAGUCACAGUCAGCAGAACCUUCUUGAAAUUGUUCCCUGUAUCUGUUGCUCUGUGUUAGGUAGUGUUUGAUAGAGUGUGCUCAAUUUUUCCACACGUUUUUCUACAAGUCAAUGAAAUUUUUAAAUCUGUGUUUAAAUGGUUAGGAAAUUCGGAUGAGCACUGAUUGAGACCAUCAGCAGAUUCAUGUUUGGCACCUUCUCGGAUGAAGGUCAAAAUAGUCCAAGACAAUGACCUCACUUGACCUCUGGAGAUGGGCUGUGGUGUCUGGCACCAAGACAUUUGUAGCAAGAUCCUGUCCUAUAAGUUAGAAGGUGAAGCCUCCAUGGAUCAGACUUUUUCCUAUCUGAACCAGCAUGUUCUUUUGAAGUAUUUUGAGCUUCAGUGACUCUCUGGUUGGAUCGGACCACACAGGCCGGCCUUUGCUCCCCUUCAUGCACCAGUUAGCUUUGGCUACCUCUGACCCGCUCUUUGUACCAUGGUCGUUCUUCCUUGGGCCUUUUUUGUUAGGCACUGACCUUCACUGCAGACUGGUAACACCUCACAAGGGCUGCAGUUUUUGGGAUGCUGUGACAGUCAAAGUUGCUCUUAUCUCACACUUGUCCAUUUUUCCUGCUUCCAUAGAAUCAGUAACUGCUGAGACAAAAUGUUCAUUGCAGUCCCGACCACUAACAGGUGCCACUGUAUCAAGAUAACCACUUUUACUUCAUGUGUCAGCGUAUUAGUUCCCAUAAUACAUUUAAGAAAAGACAGUUGGGUCAGAUUAUAAAUCAACAUGCUGCUUUAGCAAAGUUGUAUGAAAAUCACGCACAAUUGCCAUGGCAUGCCACAUUUUUGACUGAGAGAAUAUUUGAAAGAAUGACAGCUAUAAAGUAAGUUAAAUAUUAAAGCUGAGCCUCAGCUAAACAGGUAACAAAAACUGAAAAAUCCCCACAGCUUUUCGGUGUAGAGAAACACUGUGUUUGUUGUUGUGUUGAGUGCAGUAAGUAAAGAUGUCACUUACUUUCCUACAUCUGCAUUUGAAGUGCAAUUCCAACAUAUCUGCUUUUGUGUUACAGGGCUGACCCUCAGAAACUUGAUGCAUUUAUCAUGGAUAAAGCUCUUCUGGACUAUGAGGUCUCCAUAGAUGCAGACUGUAAAACAUUAACAGUUGGAAAACCCUUUGCCAUAGAAGGUAACAUUACAAUUUAUGACACUAUACAUCCUAACUGUUUCACCUUUUUAUAACUGUUUAAAAGACAUAAAAAUGACAUUUUUCACACUGAACAUGUAAAAACAGAGGAGCACCAGUCUUAUUCAGUUUAGGAAAAGCAAGCGAACCCUCUAGAAACACAGUUUUAUUUCAAAGCUUUGAACUCUCUCAGACAGACAAAAUCAUUAAGCUGUAGUUCAGACAGGGUUAUUUCAUGACCAGGGCACAGAAUGGAGGAAGAGGGAGACUAUUCCUAAUUUCUAACGUAGCCUGGGUACUUAGCGGAGCAGCCCUAUAAUUUAGCAAAAAGAAGAAGAAAAAACCUUUGAUGAGUGACUGACUCAGACUUUGCAAAAUGAGUCUUGAAAGAAUGGCUUUGUCAAUAAAAAUGCAUUGUAUACCAAAGAUGCUGUGUCCUUGGUAUAAAUAUGGACAUGGAAAACACAUAAAAAGAGCACAUGGAAGUAUGUGGGUUGAUCAUAUGUUUAAGUGCAGGCUCUGGCAUAACGUAAAUAAAAUGGUAUAAAAUACUUGAAGUAUGUGUUUUUAUAAGCUGCUUCAUCAUGCAGGUCUUGUUGUCAGUCUAACCACUGCAGUUUUUUUACUCACUUAUUAAAAUUUGGAUCAAUUCCAGCUUUGAGGUUUUUUUUCCAAUUAAAAAUGAAAGUACUGGGUAAUUCAAAACAAAUAGUAGGAAAAAAGCUGAAAUCAGAAUCCUGACAUCCACACAGUUUUCACUAAUAUGUUUUGGCUUUCAUCUCUCAGUAGAUUUUGGGAGGUCUUGAAUGACUGCAGUCUAACAGGGCAUGAGUAUCUUGGCACAAACCUACAUUUAAACAAUAUCAAACACACAACUUUACACGGUUUUAAUCUUUUAGCUUUCAGCAGCUUUAGAUCCUCCACUGUCCACUAAUCUCCAUUUAGCCAGUCUCUUCCUCCCUUUGUGAAUAUAUUCCCAUGGUGGUUGCUUCCAUUACAGGCCACUAAAGCCCCAUAUUCUAGUGCUGUUGUUAAUUACUUAAUGCACACUUAAGCCUUCAAGAUACAAAUCAUUCAGGCUACUUCCUACUAAGCCAUGGUACUUCUUUAAUUGGCUGUUGCUGAUUUGUCACACUGUCCUGGCACGAUGGGAAAUUCUCAGAUUUAAUUGCAAUCUCAAGAACCUGCUUUGUCUUAGCAUAACAAUGUGUAUUUUUCCCCCAAUAACCAAAAAUAAAGAAGACUGUUCUCUGCUUUUCUCGUGUGCACACACAGCUGUAAACCGGUGAUUGAAAAUAAUGGCAGCAGAUGGAAGUGAAGUGAAAAAGAAAUAAUGAUUCUGUACAUUUCCUCUGGCAGGUUACGGGAUUGGCCUCCCUCAGAACUCCCCGCUCACAUCCAACUUUUCAGAGCUUGUUAGUCAGUACAAGUCAGAUGGCUUCAUGGACAUGCUGCAUGACAAAUGGUACAAGGUUGUGCCCUGUGGGAAGCGCAGCUUUGCGGUGACUGAGGUAAGAGCAAAACCACCUGUUCCACACAAUAAUACAGUUACUGUUUUGACCAAUAUACAUGGGGACAGACAUUGUGUUUUGGUGUGUUUUUUUCCCCAUAUCAUCACCCUUAUGUGGUUCUAAUAUAAAUAUAUUCAUUUUUUUGGGUGGUCUUUACACGAGUAUGAAUUUGUAAGACGCCGGUAAAAUAAACUAUCGAUCUGGUGAUAUUGACACACGGAGACGCGUAUUUGUCCAUGACUCUGCAUCUUUUUUGAAAACGGGUCUGCAGGUGGAUUUCAGGGUAUUCGUCUUCAAUAAUUCUCUACAAAGACUUCCAGUUUCUGUUCUCAAAUGUGGUUUUUUUUUGUUUCAUCGCACUGCUUUCAUCAUUCUCUUUUCUAGCCAGGCAUCAGGCUAUUAGACCUGAAGAGUUAAAUAUAUCAUGUCACCAGGCAGAUACAGUCUUCACUGUAAAUCUACUUCCUCACAAUUCCCAGACAAGAAUGCCAUCAAUAUACAGGAGAAGCUUUGCUGUUUUUAUAAAGCUCUUGAAAGGUAACUUUACCAGGAUUUCUACAACUUCUUUCACACCACCUCUUCUCCUGCAAGACCUCUUUGUUCGGUAGCUGCUCCUUACUAAUUCAGACCCAAGCCCCUGACCGCCAAGCUGCCAGCCAAGCUGUGUCCCUUUACUCUUGUCUUGAAUGGUCCGUUGUCCAUUCUGUGCUGCUAUUACCCAGCACUUAGCUCUCUUAGCAGCCUGGCUGUCUUUUCACCCAGAUGUGACUCUUGAAUCCCCAAAGGUGGCUCUAUUGCAGUCUGCAUAUUUGGUAGCACCCUGUUGUCAGACGUGAAUGAAAAACUCACUUCCAAAAACAAAUCCAUGCCCGUUCUCUCCACCGUAGUUAUUCUUUUUCUCUUUAUCUGUUUUACUUAAAAACUGUUUUUAAAGGCACAAAACGUCUGCUGCCUGCUCUUCAUAAAUUUUCCAAAUAUGAAGCACUACAUAUUGGGAUGCAUGUUUGAGUGACAGCUUUAUCUAAAAAGUGAUUCAUAAAUGUAAAAAACCAUCUGCUGGGUUGAUCUAAAUAGCGGUAGCAGUCCAUUGCAGUGCAGCUGAUUCAGUGUGGCUGAACCAUUUUCCUCUGAGUAAGAGAUAGAUGUGCUAUAGAUGCUAUCUACAGUUGCAGACAUUUAAAUUGCUCCAGGUACAUUUCAUCCUGCAGUGUCUCGUCUGCAUCUUCCAACAGUGAAGGGAGUAAAAGCUGCUUGACCACCAUAGCUGUUUUAUUCCUUCAUUUAGCAUUGAUUUUUACCUCCGCAUACACAUAUUUAACAUGCAACAUUAGUUAUGUGUCAUAAAACAACAAUUCUAAUGAUCAUCUCAAACUUAAUGUCUCUCACUUGCUCAUGCAGCUUCAUCGACAUCUUUAAAUUCUAACAAGGGUAUUAUGUUUGGCCUAACCGUGCUGUCAAUAGGCACACUGGACAUUUCAUCAGAAAAUUCAUGUGAUGUAAGCAGUAUGAAUGUCUGACAAGGCUGGCUCAGUUCAGCUCGGCUCAGCAUUUUUUUGUUGCAAUCCUUUAUUCCAAUGAAUGAGUGCUGCACCAGCAGCAACAGCGAGGCCCGGGAUUCAGAAAAGAAGAAAAUCUGAUGGAUUGGCUUCAAUGAGGCAGCCAAACCCCUCUGGCACCCAGCCAACGCUCUGUCACCCCAAAGAAGCUGAUCCCAUUUAAAGUAAUAAAAUCAAUACGAAGAAAUAACAUAUAAUUCAAUUACCUUACAUUAAAGGGGGGCAAACUCAACUUCUCCAAGAGAUAAACUGUUAUCAGAGAGAUUAAGUUUAUGUGGCAUAUUGAACUUAUUCAGAGGUUUUAGCAGAAAAUGAACACAAUUAGAAGUUAGAGGGUAAAAAAAACCUAAAGUGGAGUUGUGGUUUUUCUAUAGGGUUGGUAUAAUAAAGUCUGCAUGCUGCCAAAACUCUACAGUAUAUGUGCUGAUCUAAAGAUGGUCUAUAAUGAUGAGGAAUGUUGGAGUGGUCUGGAAAAUAAUCACUUGCAUCACUCCUUAUGCACUCCGACUAAGCAUUAGCUGAGAUUAAUGCCGUGUAUCCUCACUAAGCUUGUCUUACACUUAAAAGAUAAUACCACUAUACGUUUUAUCCUCUUCUAUCCAAAUCAAUUCUCCGGAAACUUCUCCCCUCCAAAAGUCACAACUAGUCUCCUCUCUCCAAAUUUCACUCUAGCCAGCUCGCCAAGUCACGAUACUGCAAUGAAGGAUUUAAUCCAUCAUGAAUUUUUUUGCCCAACAUGACUUUAUAAUGCAAUCAUUGCAGCUGCUGCUGUAUUCACACUCAGCAGUAAAACGAUUCAUAUGAAAAUCUCCAUCUGCAAUAACUGAAACAGAUGCUCAAUCAGGAAAAGUGUGAUGACAUCAGCUGAUUUGUACCUUUUAGAUGUGCGUUGUCGAAUUCUUUACGGCUUCAUUUAAAGACAAUAUUGAAUUCAGUGCUUCCAACAGGCAUUUCAGAUUAUACAUUAAUGACGGUUUUAUCAUGUUAAUUAUUUACUUUGGAGUCUUUUCUUUAGGUCGUUUAGUUCUAUCAGAUGUAAAGCAGCAGUACUAUGCAGUAUUCUCUGCUUUUCGCUCAUUUUCUUUAAGCUUUCACAGCUGCAGAUGCAGGAAACGGGGUGUUAUAAAGUCAAGGGCAAAACAAGUCAUGGCACAUAAAAUUGUAAAUGCAGAGUUCUGCGCAUGCAAGCAGGUUUAGAUAAUAUUAUCAAAAAUGGAAGCAGGUGACUCUUGGAGCUGCCCAAACCCACUUCUAAAGACUCGGGAGCCAAUCCUGUUUUUACGAAAUAUAAAUGGAAAUAAAUUAAAAAGAAACUCACUCAAAUCGUGUCAUUUGAGUGUAACUUAUUGCUAAACACCAUCCCUGUUCCUGAGAAGCAGCAUCUGCUUGAGUUAAAUAUGGAAGCCAACAUUCAUGCAAAGUGAAGUGUUUUUAUUCACUUUUUUAUGAUAAGACACUGACAUUAAAUAGUGACAAAGCAUGAAUAGGAUUAAACACAUUCAUUGUUACAAUUACAUAUUGUCAUGGCCAUGCUUACUUUAAUAUUAGGCUUAAACUGAUUAAUGUUUGCAGUCCUGUUUACAUGCAAAUACAUCAUUUUAGCAUUGCAGAAAGAAUUGUACCAAUACAGCCUGGGACUUUGAAAAUAAAGGGUUUGAUAAACCUCAAUAUAACCUCAUUAGCUGUCUUUUACGAAAUAAUUUAUAAUCAUGUUAACCUUCUAUAACUUCACCUUUUACCCUCCAUUUGAAUCAAUAGAUCAUUGUCCUAUUCAAUGUUAACCUUUCUUUCUUUUUCCCCAUCUCUCACCCUGUCUCUCCAGACGCUGCAGAUGGGCAUCAAGCAUUUCUCCGGUCUUUUUGUGAUGCUCUGUGUGGGUGUGGCCUUAUCUUUACUGACCACUAUAGCAGAACACAUUGUGUACAAGCUGGUGAUCCCAAGAGUCAAGGAGCCACGCUUCAAAUACUGGCUGCACACGAGCCAGGUGUGAAACUCAUUCUCAAAUACACACAGAUACAACACACAUCUUCUGUUUUAACUGUGAGUUUGUGACUCGUUCAGAUUAGCAGGAUCACUAGUAUAUCACUAAACUAGACUGCUGCAUAUUGUGUCUCUUACUUUCCCCCUUCUUUCACUCCAAGGUCUGUUUGAUUUGUUAUGCAACACACAGCCUUGAUUGUUCUCCCAAACACUGGAAAAUUAAUUGUGAAAAUGACUAAUUAUUAACGCAUAUGACAAUGAAUAUGCCUCUUGUUUUCCAGAGAUUACACCGGGCCCUCAACUCCGUCUUCAAUGAUGACAAACUACCAACUGUUACCAAGCCUGAAAAGAGGUACGGAUGACGCUACUGACUUUCCUGACUCGUGCAUAUUUGGUGAACAAGACUUUUAGUUGAGUAAAACCACAUGACUAAUGCUGCGUUCCAGUUACCUCGGAAGUUUGAUGUCAGAGCUGGGAAUGACGUUACACCCGAGUUGACGGCGUUUCAGUAAACAAGUUGGAAAACCAAGAUGGACGCCUACUUUUAGCCGUUGUUAGCUGUUGUUUACAAUUGUCAGUUGUCGUUGACCGUAGACUGUUGUCAGUGGUUGUUAGCCAGUUGUAAACAACAAUAUUUUUUUCUUACAAACACAGUAGCACCGUGUUCACAGUUAGUUGUUGGGAGGUACAACAUAUACCACUUAUUUAAUUUCACAAAAACAAAACAGAAGUGCUAAUAAAUAAUACGUUAUGAUAGCUUUCACUGUUACUCUUUACUGUUGACGCACUGCGCUGCCAUCUUGGAUUAUGACGUUGUCGUCAAGUCCGACUCGCAGCUCGGAAAUUCGGACUUCCGAGUACAACUGGAAUGCAGCAUCAAUGACUGGAGCGAAAACAAACUGAACCCAGUUGUAUGUCAGUUAGUAAUACAAUAUUCAGGACUCAGGCUUAUUUCACCUCUAGUCACGUAAGGGCAAUUCAUAAACGGGCUUCCAAGUGACUAAAGACCUUCCUGACAAAGUGGCAUCAAAGCACUGCAUCACCCACCAAAUGAAAUUAAUUUCCCCCAUUUAGAAGCUUAAAAUAAUGUCACCUAACUGAAUUUUGGACAGCAGAUAAACAAACAAAUUUACCACGAAUAGAGAGAGUGUCAUGCUGAAUCCAGGCACAGAGAGCUAAUUUUCAAAAGGAAUCGGUCCAAUGGUUGGAUUAACAGGCUGUGAAUAAAUGACACCAAUCGACAUCCAAGUGGCAGCUAAAAGACCCUUUUUUAAUCAGAAACUAAAUACAAUGGUCAGUCUGUUGGAAGCUAAUUAUAGCCAAGGGAAAGUGAGAAAAUAAUUCCAUGCUAACGUCACAGAGUAUUGUUUGGCUCAGUGGGUGAGGAAAAGAUUUAGUAAAUCACGACAGCUUCUUUUUGGUCAGAGUCAGUGUGUUUCCAAAUGUUGCCUGGUCCAGAAUCGUUAUAUAAACUCUCUCUGUCAUUUUGACACCGCUACAGUGUGUGUCCUUGUGUAGCCCCUUUUUUCGCACUGGUCAUUGCUCACACUGCAAUGCUUGAUGUCUCAACCGAGCUUUAGAUAAGCGUAUCUGCUGUAGGAUAAGCAAAAUGGAUUUUUUUUUUUUUUUAACUCAUUUACACAUUUCUCAAGCAUUUGCUGAGCGAAUGAUCUUUCUCUGUUUGAAAUGUUCAGCUGUGCUCUAUUUCACAUCCCUCCCCUACUUAGCGCCACACGCAGAGGGGACACUCAGGUGGAGCUCUCAGAGUGGGGAUUAAAUACACGUAAUGAUUAUGGAGCCAAGGCCAUGUGAGGGAUGCCAGUGGUAAUGAGGAUAGAUUACCUACUCCUGCAUAAUUAGGCUCAUUCAAUCAGGCUCUUCCGCACUAUGUCUGCACACAGUCUAAUCGUCAGGAGUUAUUACUGUCAUAUUGUCAAUGUCCCACAGAAAUCUCGUGUCAGAAAUGACUGUAUUCCAAGCGCUGCAGAAAAAGAGGAGAUGAUCCUUACAUUUGUGUUUUGCAGAUCUACAAAAAAAUCCUACUCCAUGCAUCUGUCACCAGUACAUUGCUGCGGGCGAGUCAUGUACUUAAUCCUGUGUUCAAUAAGUAGGCAAUAUGUAACCAAAUGAAGCAUACUGGCAAAAAAUUAAUUGGCUUAAAACCACUGCUUUGGAAAUGAAGAAGAUUAUGGGUCUAUCGUGAGCGUGCUAAUAAGGUUGUUGCUGAAAGGCAUUAGAGAAAUGUCUGUCUGAGAGAACCAUCAGUACCGUAUAAAACUCUUUAACAGUGUGCAAUGUCCAAUUAAGAUCUUGUGAUUUAGUAUCAAACCAAGGCCUAAUGGUGAUCCAUGCUAAAAUGUUAAUCAGGUAUCACUUUUCAUCCUCGUAAUAUCUCAAAUCAUCAGCCAUGAAAUAUUUCCCUUUAUUGAGAAAUUAUCUGGGACCAUUUCUUCCACCUCUUAUAUCCACUUCCCAUUUCUGAUAUUGGCCAUAACUAAUUGAGGUCAGUAUAACCAUCAAGCGUUACUGAAAUACAUUCUUCGAUUUUACUUUUCUCUGUUUUUUCAAAGUAAUUUUUAGUAUUUUAUAUUUGAUAUAUUUGUUGACAUAUAAUAUAUAGGCUGCAGUAAAUAAGGCAAUGUCGUCCCUGUUAGGAAACAAUCUGUACUUUUGUUUUUGUAAUAGCACUCUUAAAAUCACAUAUUUUUCCCCAGAAGAACAAGGUUUUCUGGCAACCUGAGCUAUUCUGCAGCGGUGAAAUAAUUGAGCCUCUCUGUCUCAGUUCUACUGUGUAUUUCUUCAAGGCACACUGCCAUGACGAUUUUUAGGGAGCGUAAUCACAAAAGAAAGGAGCCUCACUGCGAGCUUUAUACAUAAGAGAGAAAAAAGAGGUUUGUAUCAAGCUGAUGAUCAAAGCUUUGAAAAGCUGUGCCGCUGAUAGAGAUUCAGUAUCCUGCUAUAAGGGGACACUUCAGAUUGAUGCAUGUCUUUCUGGUGUACCUGUGACUUUCUUGUCCCCCCUGUUCGCUGUGGUAGAAGCGGUGCAUGUGUCUUGUUGUGACUGCUGAUAACAACAUCUGUACUGACAGAUGGGUUGGGAAAAGUGGUCAGUGGUGAAAUAUCCCAUCUCUAAGUCAAUUCUGAGGAUGUCACAAAUGACUGCUGCAGGUAAACAUGAGUUGUCUUCUUUUCAAAGUCGUGUGGGUUGACCUGAGAUGGCAAAUAUGUGUGAUUACAGGUACUUGAAUGUAGUGAUCGCUUUAACUUGACUACUAAAGCUGUGCGAUAAGUUGCAAGGAUCAUUUUAUGGACUAGUAAAGAUCAAUAUGUUUGAAAAAUGUAAAUGAUGGCUGGAGCAUAUCAGGAGGAAUUUGGUGCCCCUGUAAUCUGGGAGAGAAGGGAAAGACGUCUCCACAGAUAAUGGUUGGAAAUCUGUGAGCUGUUGCUGAUGUGGAGGAGAGCUGUGUUCUCUAAGUAAAGAGAGCAGAGGCCUUGGUUGGUGGAAAACAAAUAAUCUCUUCUUAUGUAGUUUAGAAAGCACUGAAUGGUUUAAAACUGUAUAAGCAGGGAGUACAGGUACAUGGAUGCAUAAACAAAGAAGUCAGUUUGUUCUUGAGCGAGAAACAAAGGCUCCCACUAAAGUACUUUUGCACAUAAGUAGUUUUGCACAAAAGGAACAAAAACACACCACUCAAGAAGAUGGUCCCGAUAUGAAGGACAUUCUGGCAUUGCAGAAAAAAAGCACCUUUUUAGGCCUGCAUGCACAACAUCACACCUGCCGGCACUGCAUGGUGCACAGUUUCCUCUCUGACCUUGAGAUCACUGUUUCUUGUGGGACUCUCCACUAAGCAAAAAACAGAAGUGUUUUAAUUUGAGACCCAUAGUAACUAUCCAUAUGCACAUGAUGGAGCUGAAACAGGUCGUCUCUUAUCCAGGAUGGAAACAUAAACACUGAAGUGCUAAGAAAAAUAAGACAGGUGUAAGAAACAUUCAUCUUGACAGAGGAUACAGUCAGCUACUGUUUUGUUUUUUUUAAUUUUGCCUUAUUUUGCAAAUGCUGCACAGUUGUCAGCUACAAUAUGCAAACAAAAAAUGACUAAGAAGUAAGAAAAGUAAAAUAUCUCUGACUCAAUCUUUGACCCAGUCAGAAAAAAAAGCUAGAAUAGAAAAUCUAUCGUCUGGACAUUGGUAUUUUCCUGUGUAGAUUGCACAGAGGAAUAAACUGCGCUGGUAAAAUUUAGAGGAAAUACUUUUCUAAGCAAACCAACAAACAGAAGAGAAUAAAUGAAUAAAAGCAAAAUAAUGCUGGCAAAGCAAGAACUGUAAAAGGGGUCAGAAGGAGAAAUUGACAGCUAACAGCAUAAAAGCCUGUCUGCAAAGGUGAGCUGGAUGUUACACAUUUACCGAUCGAAGGAAAGGUCUGCUAGAAAAUGUUUCUAGUCCAGAUGGUGAAACACCAACCCAGAGACCUGCCUGAAAUCCUCCAGCUGCAGUCAUAUAGCAUCAUUUAGAAACAUCUGUGCUGUAAAGGCUCGAUCACUUCUAUAUUUUGUCUUUAGAGAGGCUGUAACGGAGGUGUUUAUCACAAGUGUAAGGGCUUAGUAGAUCUGAUCAUUUUAACCACACUACAAGUAUUCUCUUCUCCAUCGCAGCUGCAGCACAGGUGCCCUCCUGUCAACUGGUGCACAUUUCUAUGAAAGGUGAAACUCUUAUGUUCUGACGAGAUCUGUAAGGUCUCUUUUGAUGCCAAGAGUGUCACAGGGGGGUCACUGAGGGGUGAACUAGAGACGAUUUUAGUUUGGUAUAAGAUAUUGUUGUGGAACGAUUUUAAAGCCAACAACACCACCUUGGGAAUUUCGCCCAAGGAAUUUUUUUGAGGGGGAUUGUAAAGGCACUCAAGUUCGUUCUACCUUUCAAAGAAACACAAGACGUGGUUUCAUUUUAAAAAGAAAGUGAUUUAAACAACCCUUUUUAAAAUUUGUCAAUAAAAUACCACUUUCACACCAGGAAGGGAGAUCCUUUUUCAGGGCUGAGUCUUACCAACAUGCGGUAAAUCAAAGGAAAGGUAAGGGGGAUCGGAGCGAGGACACUAAAUAACAUGAUAACCACAUUAAAUUCACACAGUGCAACAACUAAAAACAGGGGAUACACAGCACACUAUGAGGGGAAAACCAUCACCAGGACACCAGGGACCACCGUUGGCUCUCAGCAACAGAAAAAGGACACAUAAAAAAGGGGGAGUAGUAGGCUCACUCCAAGAAAAUAAAAUGACCCAAGACCCAUAAUUAAAUUAGACAAGAUAUACCAAACUGAUCAAGCAAAACAGGAUUAAGCAAAAACAAAUAACUGCUUAAAUACUAAAAAAUAAAGAUUCAAUGAUAAUGGAUUAAUGGAAACAAACUUAACCCAAGGAUUUUCCCCAUGAACUCAGACCAAAGCAAUACACACACAAAUAAAGGAAAAGAAACUAGAAAAGGAAAACCAAGGAUGAGGAAAAUAAAAGAAGAUAAACAAAAUCAACUAACAAACAAAGUUAGUCCCACAAUUAACCCAAACACAGUUCAUGAAGCUCAACGCGGCCUGAGCAGGGACAGCAGGAAAACAGACGGGCAGCGGUGCAGGCAAAGUGGAGUACCAGAGGCCAGACAGCCGCUGCGGGGCAGAGGCAGCAGGAAGGCCGCGGCCACUAAGGCAGGAUAGCCGCGGUAAGGUAUUCAACAAUGAGGAAGCGAAGCAAAGCAAAGCAACACAGACGAAGGCAAAACAGGAGCGAAGCAGCGUCAAAGCAGAGUAGUGUUUUCUUUCAUUAAUUUCGCACUGCUGGAAGUCCCCAGAGAGACACCCAGCACACACGGCCGCGACCAGGCCGACGUUAGAGACCCCCCAGAGGGAGAGAAGCGAACCGAGCAGGUAUCAAAUGUUCCGGCGAUGACAACAAUAUAUUCACGGCGCCGGUCGCGAGAGCUCACAAACAUCAACACCGCAUCCAAAAACAAGCCAUAUCACACACAAAUCAGCAUGAUAACUGAUCGGUUAGCAUUUUUAACAGCCACAGCUAACCUACCUGCACCGGUGUGAGUGUGAGGAGAGGGGCGAGGCGACCUGGAAGUGGAGGGCGAGGCUGGAGAGCAAGGCCAGAGUAAGAGAAAGGGGAGGGUGCCACUACACCCUUUUAUAAAGUUGCCCCGUGAGUGAAUUCGCUACAGGUACCCAAGACAGCAGGCAAAUACAGCUCUAAAAGUGAGAAUGAGACUAUCAUCCUGCCACAAAUACAAAGCAUCUCAACUUUGGGAAGUUUUGUGGCUUUAGAUCACAGGAUUGUUUUUCCCAUGGCCUAUUUGAUCCACUCAUAAAGUUUUCAUUUGAGAGAUGGGACUAUUUUUUGCUCUUUUUGAAAUGCAGCACAGCAUCUAAACCAGAUUUCAGUCUAGACUUUGAUUAGGCCACUCCAAAACCUUUGUUUUUUGUUUUGUUUUGUUUUGUUUUAUUUUUUGAGUCAUUCAGAGGUAGACUUGCUGGUGUGCUUCAGAUCAUUGUCCUAUUGCCCAACACAAAUGCGCUUGAGUUAAAAGUCAUGAAUUUAAAGCUGGACAUUCUUCUUCAGGACUUGGUUUGACUGUGGAUAUGAAGUUCUUUGUCUCAAAUGCUGCUUUAGUUUUACAGCAGAUGUAACAGGAUUAUCACAUUCAUAAAAGUUCCUCUUCUUACUUAUCAGUCCACAAAAUAUUUUCCCAAAAGUCUGACUCACAUGUAUUUUAACUUUAUAGAUCAACCUUUACUGCAGCCAGUCCAGACGGAGAACUCUAGACCUCCAUGCUUCCCUUUCAGUAACCACAUAUAGUUCCUGUUUUGAUUGUCCGUUGUUUAUAGUGAUUCUCUGACCUGCCCCUAGCAGCACUAUAACACUGAGGGCUUGGAGAUUAUGUUAAACUUAUAAAUGUAAUUCUCAGGUUGCAGAAUUAUAGUUUGUUAAAGUUUAAAAAAUGAAUUCAGGUGACUUAGGCCUCAUUUUUACUUUGUAGAGUGCUCAUAAGAUAACAGAGACAUUCUGUAUCAUUAAAAUAACAUCUGUCUAAUUACACCAUGUUAGCAUGUUGGCAUUUAGCCACACAGAGCAGCCAGUGUAGCUGUCAACCCUUAUCUCAUGACCUUUACAUCUCCCCACAUAAAGUAAGUAAAAAUGUCACCAGUAUCACUUUAAUAUAUGUAAAAACAUCUUUUUUUACAUACAAUUUGUAUGUAUUUACUGUAACACAGAAUUCAUUGUGAUAAAUCACACAGAAACAAAGAAAAAAAGGAACAUUAAAAAAAAAAACAGAUUGGAGGAUGCUGUUCCUGUUUGCAGCAAACCCUUCAGUGAAAUAGUCUGGAAACAUGGCCGGCACGACUCGCCUUGAAGGAGGCCCAUCUGGCAUACUACUCCUCAGCCCUCAGCUUCCUCUUCUCAUCUUUUCUCUCUCUGUACUCUCAGUACCCGUCCAUCCAAAACCCAACCUUCAGUUUGUCUGGAAGCCGCUACCUAGGCUCCUCUGGUUUGGGUCUUUGUUUACCUGUAUUUUUAAAAGAUGAGAUAAAAGUUUCAGUUUUAAGUACAAGUAUAUGUACAUUGUUGCUAUUUAAACUUGUGAAUUUAACAGAUUGAGUAUUUAAAAAAGAAAGAAAAUAGUGGUAUAAACCUUCAGGCUUUGGAGCUGCCUUUGCAGCAGAAAGGAGGUAGGUGGUGCUGUUUGGGUGAGGCUCCCAUUUGACACGCUCACUGUCGUCAGCUCUCCAACAGAGUUAUUAAUCAGGGGUUUCCUCUUGCUCUGCUGCUCACAUGCCUUCUGGUCAGAGGUCAGAUGAUCACAGCUGGCUUUGUUUCCCACCACUGCCAGGCCACAGAGCUGUCUGUCAGAAUAAUGUAAAAGCUCUUGGGCAGAGAUUCAAGGUGAUUUGAUGUAGUAGGAGUUCUGCUGGAACUGUCUGCUCACUGAUUGAAGUGUUAACUUGGAACCAGCUUCUUUAGACGUGUGUUACUUUAACUCACACAUAUUGUUCCUGUAUAGAACUUAUUUAUUUUGUCAAUAUUGGAUAGUAUUAUAUUUUGUGUUCCAUAUUUGAUCUGCUUAAUGAUCUUCUUUGUCUGUAGCUUAGGUUUGCAAAAUAACUCUAUCAGGGUAACUAGAAAAAAGCAGAAAUUGCACUUCAGGCAGCGGAGAUGUAAACCUUGAACUGCAAAAAGCUUCUCUAAAAAGUUGCCCACGAUUAAUGUUUCUUUUAAGCUUCAAUAAAAAUUUCCAAAAGGGACAGCUGCUACAUUGAAAAUAUCUGCUCACACUCCCCCUCUCUUUUGUGACAUUUUUUGACAUGUGAGAAGUUGAUUAAACGUACAAACAAUAAAUCUACCAAAUUUAGAAACUACUGUCAUAUAUUGCAAAAAUUAAAUAGACAUUAAAAUCUCUUGUAUUGGCAUCCCAAGAUCCCAAUAUCCAUCUCCAAUUCUGCUGAUAACUGAAAAACAAUUAAACAACAACAAUAAAGUCUUAUUUGCAGGAUCUUUAAAGCUCCCAUGAAAUAACUUGGCAAUGAUAUUUUCCUUUUGUAUUUCUUGGUUCUCCCAGCUUGCAUGUCACAAAAAAAUGAGCUGAAAAGAAGACAGUACAUGUGCCUCCAAAAGAACACCAACAGAGGAUCAGACUGUUCCUCAAUCAAUCCUCUGAACAGCAUGCAGAGGAAGGAUUUGUCAUGGGGUACAUGAUAAAGCCUCAACAGAACAUGACAUUAGUGAUUCUGUGUGGAACUGACACACUCAAACCUCUAACACAGUAUCCUAGAGCUCAUUAUCUUAAAGACGAAGGUAGACCUUGGUGUGAAUCGGAGAGGUUGGUGGAUCAGUGCCGGUGCCGGGGGAAAUUAAUUGGACGUGUUGGAUUCUACAAGUAAGCCUUGAAAGUCAAGAUGCUCUCUUUUGCCUUAAAUGUCUAAGUUUUGAAGAGCUACUCAGUAAUAAGGCCAAGUUUUAAUUAGUCCAAGCAAAGUCAUGAUUAUGGCGCUGUGAGAGAAAUGUCAGUGUUGAUGCUAGGUGUGUUACCCAGUGCCACUUCACAGCUUUACUGGCCGAAUGAACAUUUGCAUAAAAUAUUCUUACUGUGCUGAUGGAUAGAUUUUUCAAACAUUAUUUGGGCAUCAUUCAUCGCUGGUAGGAUUGCAGGCAUUGGAUCUUGUACUUAUGAGUAAGCAAAUUUAAAGGCCAAAGUUUGAAGAAACUGUUUUUUAGUCAUAACUCAUAAACCCUGUAUCUCUCUUUUACCCUGUCAUCCUUUCAUGCUUCUUUUCCACCUGUUUACCCUUCAAAGUAUUCACAAGUCGAGUUUUCACAGCAGCUAUCAACUAAGUACCCUGCUGCUAUCAAACUUUAAGUCUUGUCUCCUCUCUGCUCCAACAGUUUGCUGUUUAAUUGUGGAUCAAUAAAGUCUUUUUAACCACGGUCUAUAUCAGUGUCUAGGUUCAGCUCUCAAGUUGUUUGCUCUUUACCCUACAUCCCUCCCUGACUACUGCCACCAGUGUCGAGGCUCCAUCAGGGGGUUAUUCUAUCCCACAGUCAGCCUAUGAGGAUGUCUCUAUGGGGUGCUAACACCCCACUUUAAGUCUAAAUCCCGAUGAAAAUCUUAUUCUUCAAUUCUGUGAGGUGACCAGAAGGCCAGCCAGAACCAGUUCUCUGUGCAACUGAAAUAUACACAAACACCAUAAAGACAGAACGUUGCCCUGCAGGAUAAGCGUGAAAAGUUCUGCAGUGAUUUCAUGAAAGUAACAGGUUAAUACCAUGUGAACUAAAAAUGGUGGUUUGAGUCUUCACUGAACUGUAUUUACAUCCACUGAUACAGUCAGUGGAGUUAAAGGAAUGUUACUUACAUUUCGCUUUACACCUUUUUCUGCAGGUGUAAUGAGGGGAACAACCAACCAGCAUCCUGGAAUCCUGCGGAGUCCAACUGCAACAGACGCAGGGGCCUUCCACAAGAGAUGCAAAAUGACCUGGAACACCAGACCUCCCAAGAUCUCCCUCCUCCUCCACCUCCAUCUCCUCUGCCUCAUCCUCAUUCUCUUCCCCUUCUGGAGAAGCACCUGCCAAUAGUGACUAACACAAAUGGUCGCUCUGACCUGAUAGGUCGAGCCUUGGGCCAAGGACAAGGGCCCGGGCAGGGGGGCUCUGGGCAGGGCAUCACAUCAGGACAGUGUCGAGGUUUGGGUGUGGGUGACUGUGGACCUGGCUUGGGUUUGGGCCGGAAUCCCCUGGUCCAGGAGCUGUCUGAACUGGAGGGGCAAAUCCUAGUUAUCAAGCAGCAGCUGCAGUCAGCAAUGAGGCGGAAGAGAGAGCUGGAACAGUAUCAGUCAGAGAACCAGCAAGCAAAUCAAAUUGCACCCAGUCAGCCUCCUGUGCACCAGUCUAACCAGUUUGCUCAGUAUACCCAGUCCCACCAGCAGACUAACCAACACACAAACACACUCCCUGAAUUCUGACUUUUCUCUGCUGUUCUGCCAAGAGAAGCACGGUCGGACGUGGAGUUAGUUUCCAAAACCUGUUGGAGGUUUGGGAAGAGGAAUCUUUUUCUUUGGUUUGGAGUUGGAUCCUUUACCCACUUCUCAGAGCUGGACUGAAAUGUCCUCCAGGGAACAGAUCCAGCUCUAUAGGUCUUGGACAGUUGGAUUAACUUGAACUGGAAGCACUGGGCAAAGGUGAACCAGAUACGUUGACCAAGUCUGUUUUCACUGGGUUGUUCCUGUCACUGAAGAGCUGUGCAAACCUCCUCUUCUAACCCACCAUACCGUCUUUUCUCCUUUUUCUGAGCCACAUAUUUUCCUUUUACGUCCAUCCCUACUUCUCUCUUCUCCUGUCUCUUGACCCUUGCAGCCCUUUUCUCUCUAACGGUUCAGAUUUGCUUGCCACGAUAAUAGGCCUGAGCACAGUAAUGAGGAUUUAAAUUUAGUGGUCCUACUCGCCUGACUCUUAUGUUGGGAGUCGCUGACGACCGUGAUGUGGAUGAGCUGUGCUCAAACCAAGGGGGUUAGGUCUUUAUGUCAUUAGGUCUUACAGAAACCUUGUAUUUUUUUUUUAAUGGACAGAGAAAGAAAUCCACCUAGUAAUGAGUUGAUAAGUUACUAUUAAAGACCUGAUGUUGUCAACCUUUAUUAUGAACACAAUUUGGCUUUGUUAACUUUAUUCUUGUGACACUUUAAGGUGUGAGUGGGGAAAUUGUUAAUAUUUAACACGAUAUAUACAAAAAUUCCACAUUUUACUUACCACCCUGCAACACUGUCCUGCACUUCACAGAUGCAUUCCAAAUCUUCACCUAAAAUGCAUCUUUUGAUUUGUCAGAGUUUAACUUUUGGUCCAUUACUCCUUCCUAAUAUUACAGACCCAAGAGUUUAUACAUCCAAUGGUAAUCGCUCCAAGAGUUGUCACUUUAUUGUCAGGGAAAACUAAGUCCAUAGCAGGACAUUUAUAAACAAUUUUGAGUUCACACUGGUGCUCUGGUAACCUCAGUUUUUGGUAAAAAGCCAGUCCUGUAACAGUAUCAAUGUUUAUGUGGACAUACACAAGCUGUGCUCUGAUGUCUUCUUUGAAUUUGACGAUAAUUAACAAACAAUCGAACACACUGCAGCAGUCCCUCUGUGCCGAGA
Xyrichtys novacula (pearly razorfish) is the source of this 49766-nucleotide messenger RNA. The record is from the annotation of a GenBank genome assembly. Lineage: Eukaryota; Metazoa; Chordata; Actinopteri; Labriformes; Labridae.